AUGAAGACUGCCUACACUAACGCCUAUCGAUGCCUGGCCAAGGACCUGGACGCUUACGCCAUGAAUACGGACAUGACAAUGGACGGCAUUGGCAGCCUGCAUGGCGGGGUGGCGGUGAGCUCCAUGCCCCCUGAUGCGGAGCUGAUGAGCGGCCACAGCCCGCACCACGGCCGCGGGGGCUCCUCCGGGGGGCAUGGGGCGGCAGCGGCAGCGGCGGCGGCGGCAGCGUCCACCCUGCGGAUACAUCAGGACCUGGCCGCCGCCGCCGCGUCCUCCCGCUCGGCAAUGGUGACCGGCAUGGCAACAAUCCUGGACGGCAGCGGGGAGUACCGUCCGGAGCUGUCCCUGCCGCUGCACCACGCCAUGAGCGUCCCCUGCGACACGUCCUCUCCCGGGAUGGGGAUGAGCGGCACAUACACCACCUUAACCCCGCUGCAGCCGCUGCCCCCCAUCUCCACCGUAUCCGACAAGUUUCACCACCACCAUCACCACCAGCGGCUCUCCGGAAACGUGAGCGGGAGCUUCACCCUGAUGCGGGACGAGCGGGGGCUGCCGGGCAUGAACAACCUCUACAGCCCCUACCACAAAGACCACAUGUCCGGGAUGGGUCAGAGUCUGUCCCCGGUGCUGGGGAACGGCCUGGGCUCCAUACACAACACCCAGCAGGGUCUCCACAACUACGGCACCACGACGCACGGAGGCCACGACAAGAUGCUGAACUUCGACGCGCACCACACCGCCUCCAUGCUGGCCAGAGGGGACCACCACCAGCACCGAGGCCUCUCUGGCCCCACGGCCGGGAUGAUGCCGCACCUGAACGGGAUGCACCACCCCGGGCAUCCGGCCGUAUCCUCGGCGGGCCACCAUCCCCACUCCCACCCCCACCUACAGUCUCCGUCCCACGGGCCAGUGUUGGCUUCCACCCGGGAAAGACCGCCCUCCUCCUCCGGGACGCAGGGGGUGAACAGCUCGGGGCAGCUGGAGGAAAUCAACACCAAAGAGGUAGCGCAGAGGAUCACGGCGGAGCUGAAGAGGUACAGCAUCCCCCAGGCCAUCUUCGCCCAGAGGGUGCUGUGCCGCUCCCAGGGAACCCUUUCGGACCUCCUGAGGAACCCCAAACCUUGGAGUAAACUUAAGUCAGGCCGGGAGACCUUCAGGAGGAUGUGGAAGUGGCUGCAGGAGCCCGAGUUUCAGAGGAUGUCGGCCCUUAGACUGGCAGGUAAGAGCGCUGAAACAAACCGUGGUGCCGUGGAGCUCUUUUUAUCUCUUCGGUCUCUGUGCGUAAUCCUGAAAUAACUCACAUAAUUUGGAAAUUCCUAACCCUUUGCUGGCUUUGUUUUGGAGUUUCCUCUUGUCUGCACUCCGGUGGAGAUGAAUGAAUUUUUUUCAGAACCACUGGUGUUAUGAUUACCAUUAUUGAUCAAUAACAAACAGGGAUCGAUACGAAAUGACAAGGUCACGGGAUUUCCCUCCAACAAACAGACCUCUCUGUCUGCUCUGCUGUAACCUACAUUUUAUUUUCCCAUUUUUGCGCCUUCAGAAGAUAGAAAUACUGUUCAUUUUAAAAUGCUUUGAAUAAUAGUGCUGUCAGAAAGCUUCAUUUUGAAUUUGAAAAUCAUUUGAAAUCGUUUUUGAAAAAAGGAAAUUCAACACUUAAAUGCAGGAAAUAAUUUAUCAAUUAGAAACACUUUAGUUUGUCUGUUUUAGAUGAAAUUAAAGCAGAGUUAUGAAACGUUUCCUGCUUUUAUUUGGUAGAUUCCUCUCUCAGCUGCUGUGAUUUGUUGUAUUCUUGUAUUCCUCUGGCAGAGGUGUGUGAAAGCAGACAGAGAGGGUCUGCAGAGGGGUUGUAUUUCAUGGUGAAGACCCUGAGGUGAUCACACACACACACACUGUGACACACACACACAUAUAAAGGUCUGCAGCAUCGGUGGGUCUGGUGCCCCCCCUAGUGAGGAAGCCGCUCUCUGUCCCCUCAGUCAGUCUCUAUUGUCUGUAAGGGGGACCAGAGAGCAGCAGGGACCCGACCAGGUGGAUGUCAGGAUCAGGCUGAAAGUGUGGCAUGUUGGUCUUUAUUAUAGCAGAGAGCUGAGUGCUGCUGUGGCAAGAGUGUAAAAGAUCAGUCUCUUUUAUAUGACAGAGGGGCUUAUUUUGGUCAGAAACUUUGGAUUCUGCUGGUCUGAUACUCGUGCAUGUUUGAGUUUCAUGUUACCUUUUGAACCACAAGAUUGAAACAUUUGCAUGUGAGUUUCUGUAAGUGAUCAGUGUACUGAAAAUUAAUUUGCAUAUUAAAAUUUUAAGUCUUUUUUAAAAUUUUAAAAGUCUAAAAAUUAGAUAGGAUUAUGGACAAAAUAGCAUAACAAGGUGCAAAGUUGUGUUUCUUCAAUGCAAGUCAUGAAAGAGUCUAAUUCACUAAAAAACAUCAGUUCAGUUUAGAAAAACUCACCUCUUUAGGUAGAGCUGUGUCCAGUGAUAAGACUGUUUUUAGCUCAUUUUAGAGUGGUUUAUUUGUGCUGCAUUCAGUGCCUUUUAAUGGUUUGAAUUACUGAAAAGAGAACAUGAAUUUAAUUCAGUAAAACCAGUUUGGACCUGCAUUCAUUAGCUUUUUCAAGCAAUUAACACAGAGUAUAACUUGUACUGUCAAAAAUAAAAAUAAUAAUAAAAAAGGGAAUGAAAUUUGUCCAUAAAAUUAAACAUCUAAAAAUGAUAAUUAUCCGCGAAAAAAAAAAAAGUAUUCAGUUUUGUUGUUAUAUUUCUCAGUAGAUUAACACAAACACCUAAAUCAUGAAAUGGAGACAAACUCAAUUGACUUUUUCAGCUACAUGUUUUGUGCUUAAUCUGUUUUAAUUUAUAAUGCACUAAUGCAACACACUGACUGGUGUUUAUUGGUUGUAAUCCUCGAAUAGAUUUCAACCUCUAUAGAUUAACACCAUGAACCGCAACUUUGCUAAUUUUAAACCUGAGUUAGUGUCCAGUUUUGAAAACCGUUUAUAUUAUCUUUUAUUUUCUUUGCUUCCACUACAUUUAUUCAAAAAAUGACUCUUUCUGUUGUUGACAUCUCCAUAUUUCACAAAAACUUUAAUGUGCAAAAUUUCUCAGUUUGGCCUGAAAUUUUUGGAGGAAACUGUAAAAUAAAAUUGCAGAUUUAUGGAGACACAAACUCAACAAAUCAAACCAUUUUAAGGGCUAUUUGCAUUGAUAACAGAUUUGAGAAUAGAUGUACUGUUUCUGUUUGUCAAAAAUAUAAUAUAAAUGACUGGACAGAAAGUAUCCAUCUGGAAAAGUAUAUAAGAUUAUAUCUGAGGUAGCAUUUAGACAUGACUUGUGCAGUUGUCACUUUGACUGACUUAAUAACUGUCAUUUCAUCAAAGAGUAUCUGUAGUGGUUUGUAGUGACAUUUCUGUCUCUGGAAUUUAAAGUUUAUUUUUUCUUUCCAUGAAAAAUAACAAAAUCUGUUUGAUUUGGAGUUUUCAGAUUAAUUGAAAGCUUAAAUAUCUUUAAAAAGUGAAAAUCUUUAGUUUUGAUUGGCUGGUGGCGGGAAAACUAUCUUAACUAGUAAUUUGUUUAAAAAGUGUUGAUGGUUUUGAUGCUGAAAAAGUGUCCUAAUUUAUGACACUUUUACACCCCUCUCACUGGACAGUGUUUUCCUGUUAAUAUAGGUGAAUAUAUUCUGCUUCAUUAAAACAGUUACUCUAAAACUUGUACUCUAUAUUCAGUUUCACAACAUUUUUGUAUUUCUAUGAUUUUUGUACUGUGUGAUUUUAUUUCUUUUUUUAGAAUAUUUUUAAACUGUAAAUUCUGAUCCAAACAUCCCCCCAGAAAGAAGUCAAUUCAUGGUUUAGAAGAGAUUUACUAAAAAAUUAUAUUAAAAAUGACAGAAAACUUUAAAGAGUAUUAAAUUCCCUACCUGAUGAAAGGGAUAAUGCACUUGUAUUUCAGAAAUACUGAGUUAAUCUGAAGGGGGAACAUUUAUCCAAAAAUAAAAAGCAAAAGAAGUCAAGAAGAAAUUUGUAAGAAAUGUCAAUUCUGUGUACAACAGAAGUAAACACAACACAAAGAAAUAAAGAGUAGAUGAUAAUGACAGCAAUUGUAAUUAUUACAUAGAUUUUGCAGUGAGGUUGUAUGUAUAAGAUAAACCAAAUAUUAUUAUUGAAAGUUGUAGAAAUAUGAAUUUGUCCUUCUAAAUAUGAAAAUGAGUCAGUAUCAUCUUGAUGUUUAUAUUUUAUGUUUUUAUUUAAGUGAUUACUGAAGCUGAAUUAACUAGACUGAAAGAAUCCCUCCACAAUCAUGGUAGGGUGUGUUUUUAAAAUGAUUAUUACAGAGAAGAGCUAUAAUCGCAGUUACACUGUAACCCUAUAAUAAUUUUAAAAAUCAUACAGUUAAUGCCGUUACUGUGCAGGUGAAAAAAACAAACAAACAUGGUAAGAGCUGAGAAACUGAAGAAAGAAUAAGAACCAUGAGGUAGGUUAGAUCAGUCAUUAAGGGAUUUUUAUGCAAAAUAUUAAAUAUUAUAUGUUUUGGUGCAUUAAAGAGGCAUUUCAGAUUACUAUUGUUUUACACUCACACACCUACUAACUCAUGAGGUCAUUUUACACAAAAAAAACAAAACAUUUCUCCCCAUAGAAAUCAACUCUUAUUUAUCAGAUUUAUGUUCUGUUAUAUCCUCUGGUAUCUAUAAUAUAUUUCCAUUUUACUUUCAGAAUGAUAAUGUGUUUUUUAUUGGAGGUUUUCACAGAUGGUGUCAUAUUUCAUAGCCAUGAUUUCAUCUGACUCAUGAAGUUUCUGGCAGUGUUGACUCUAGUAUGGCUGCAACAGAUUGCAGUGUCUAUUGGUAAUAUCUGUAUUACAUCCUUUGAAAUUUAGUCCUCAUGUUACUGUGUUUCAAACAAGAAAAUCUGCAUGUAGGUAGACAGUCUCAAAUAGCCUGUGAUGAUACAACAGUCUUGCCUGCAGAUCUUUCUCAGAGUCAUUUUCUUGAGUGUAAAUUCACACAGUGAACAAGCCUUAGGUACUUGCAGUUUCUUCAGACGCAAGUAUUGCAGUGUCUGAGUAUGGAAGGGUAAUCAUGCCAAAAAUUAAGACUUUUUCACCAUCUUACCUAGAGGAAUGGACUGUUUUGUUCUUCAAUAUUUUGUAAGAUGCAAUACUUUAAAGCACCCUAAAAUUAAAAGUUGACAUGCUGCGUAAAAGAAGAUCAUUUAAAGCGAUCAAGAGUUUUUUGUAUCAAGUGUAGAAAAAGUUGUUUGGAAGUUUUUAUUCUGUUAUUAUGACAUUCAUACAUUUAUAUUCUCUGCACACACUGGCUUACAUGACACCAUGAAUUCAUACAGUCUGGGGUCAAAGUGUGUAACAAGUAAACAUUAUAGGACAAGAGAAGAAAAUUAAACAAAGUACACACUGACACAUGAAAAUUCACAAAUUAAAGAAGCUAUCUUGUCUUCUUUUGCAGGUUUUUGAGACAGUAUCAGCAGCAUGAGCACAUUAAAUUAUACAGCCCCCACAUUAUUUCAGGUUUGAGCAGUGCAAAGGAAAAUAAAACUUGGUAUCCACUUUAUCCAAAUCUCAAAGCGCACAAAGUCUGUUUGUUUUUAGGGAAAUUGGCAGAGGGAGAAAAUUGAAGUCUUGACUGUGUGACCAAAGAUCUUUGGCUUUUAGAUGAAUGACAUUUUACAUAAUGUUGGGUUGAUAUUUUAUUUAAAAAAACAUCCUCAGUUUGGACAGUUUGGACUGAACAUUUUCUUUCAGUUUUUCUUGAAAUAUCAAUAUGAGGUUUUACGUAUGGAAUCAACGUUACAGAACAGAUUAUUCCUGUAAACAACAACAAAUCUAGCUCCUCAAAAAACUAGCACAACUCCUUUGCCCAUGGAGAGUUGUGUGUUUUACUCCACAGAAAUACAUAAAAGUAUUCAAGUUUAUACUGAGAUAAUUCAUCAGUACCUAACCAAGUCCUUUAAAGCCCUUUCAGGUCAGAUAUUUCAACAGUCAGUUUGGUCGAGUAAGGGCCAGGAAACAUAAUCCAGAUGCUAACUUCAUUAGACAUGAAAGUACAUCUUACAGGGCUAACUAACUGGUAAUGUUACUGCGAACUGAGUAGCUUCAUGUACUCCUAUUUUCUGAAUAGUUUUUGAAACCAGUACUUAAACUUCAGUAUUUUCUGUAAAAAGAAUUAUGAUCGGCUACAGUUUAUAUGAACUUAAUCGCCAAGCAGGAAACUACUCAAACCUAUAAGAUUUCCAUUAACUGAAUGACAGCCAGCUCAUUAGAUGAUGUCAACAUUACAAAAAACUCAACUCUCUCCUGAGUAGAUUCCUCUCAAUACUCAAUGCAUUUUCAUGCAAGGUUCAAAUAUGCAUCUUAAAUCGAGAUAUUUCAAGCUAUUAAGUUCUUAUUUUUCUUAUAUCUGUCCUUUCCACACAGCUAACUAUGGACAAGAGUAUUUAGAGACCAUCCACAAAGUAAUACCAACAAAUUAUAAUGCUGCUCAUUGCAAUGUGAGGGAAAAAAACAAUUGAGAAGGAAACUGAACAAAUUUUACGUGAAAAUAAAACGCCCAAAACUGUAUGUGCCUGACAAAACAAUGAUCCUAGACUGAGUGAAUUUGUGCUGCUAAACUAAACAAGUCCAGACAGAUCUAGUACUCAGUAAGACCAUUUCACAAAACAAGAAAGACUGGAAAGCUAAUCCCAGAGGGCCAGUUCUGAUCGACACUAAUCAAGUUUUAAACUGAAGCCCAAAGAUGAUGAUCGCCAUGUUGAAAAUGCUGACUCAACGUAACUUUUGACUUAUCUAGAAACAUACAAGACAUGGAUUGUAGCCUGGGCUCUGAUGGAGUUUCAUUCAGCCUCAAAGGGACACUUAAGUUAGUGCAGGUCUUUGCACUGCCGUAGUCUUUUUUUUAAUUUUGCAUUUUAUCACCCACAGUAUCAUUGGUGUAUUUGGUUAAGCUCAUAAUAAAUUGCAUGAGCUUAUAUCUGCAGGAUAGGCUUUUACUUUCUCACACGGCUCAUUGUAUUUUAAGCAAAGUUUGUAGGACACGGUGUGAGUAGAGCUUGUGGAAAACAAGAUAAACGCUUACGCUGGUUUACUUCCUGUAUUUAGACAGUAAGCUAGCUCAGGAGACAGGAGUUAACUUUCUGUCUUGUUUACUAAACAUGAACCAUGGUUAAAGAAUCAGCUUGCUAGCAUGCUAACAAAAAAGUGCAAAGAAGUUUUCUAUUCAUCUGCAAACUGAGUAUUGUGGGUAAUGGGAAACUAUUUAUGUGUAAAAUUCCUUUUUUGUUUGCUUACAGUUACUUUCUUUUCUUUUCGUUUUUUAUUUAUUGAUCUCCAAGCUUCGCUGUUCAUUUCAUCGCUCCCUCUCUUCUCCUCAGUGACUUUAAAAUGUCUGUAGAUACAAAGGGAGCUUCAAUUUCUAGAUCAACAACGCUGCUAGCAACCAAUAGAGCUGAGGUCAAAGGUCAUAGCUGCAACACUGAGACAAUAGAUGGAGCAAAUAUCCCCCUGACCCUGAGAUGAGCCGAGAGAGGAGAGGAAGAAGCUGCAUGCAGGGGGGGGUAGGGGGAUGUAAUGAAAGAGAUGAGAGAUAGGGUUGGAUUUGGAGCUGCUGUUACAUUACAGCUGCAUUCAUAGUUCUGAAUGAAUGAUUCCCCUCCCUCUUUUUGAUUCUGUUUUCAGUUUCAGUUGAUUCUUCCUUUCUCAUGAAUACUCACUGAAUACAAAAACACGUAUGUUUUAAGUUUAUCUGUAGAAACAUGGUGGUGCAAGAUAGCAGCCUAGAAGAGGGUCUGCUCUUGUGUAGAUAUAAAGAACUCAGGCCUUUGAAUUGUAUAAACCAAUUGUUUGUUAUGCUAAAUCCUCCACACUGCAUCUUCAAAAAUGUCGGAUCAGCUUUCAUUAGAGUUCGAGGUUUUAUUUUUUGAGCGUUGGGGGUAGAUGAUUUGCUCAGCCUUAAAGUGUUGUUUAGAUUCUCUUUCACUCUGCUGGAAACUUCCUGCAGAGCUGAAUAUGACUGAUAUAAAGCAGUCAACAGAGAGCAGAUAUCCGGCUGUAAAUGGGCUGAGUUUUGUGUUUUUGUGCCUCUGAUUUAGAGUUCUUCUUUUUCUGCACUCCUCUUUGCUUUAACCCCACUGUUGGAAGUAAAUCCAUGGGUGCUCAGUCGCUUGCAUCUGAGCUCUUGGGAUUCAAGAUUCAGGAUUUUUGAUACACGCCCAUACAGACUCGCAGUGAAAUAAAAUGAAGAUGCCCAACAGACACGUGAAUAUUCAAAGAGUGACAAAAAGAAAUCAUAAUUAAAAACUUGUUAAAAAACAAAGGAGUGGUUAAGAAUAGUGAUGCCAUCUUCAUACAAAUAUUAACAAAUUUGAUGAAUGAAAAAUGAAGGGCUAACAAAAUAAAACAAAAAUACAAACAGGUUUAGAUUACAGGUUUGCAGCUGUAUGAGACAAAGACUGUACAGGACAAACUUCUGAAUCAUUGUAAAAUGUGUCACUCCUCGAAAAGCUCACAUGAAGCUUAGUUUUUAAGUUUUUCUCUGAGGGGUUUUGGCUUAUUAAGAAUUCUGAGAUAUGAUAAAUUUCAGAAUAAAAGCAUUAUUACUUUAAAUAUUGGAAAAGAACUGUGAAAAAGAAAGAUGUUGUGCCCUUCACGGCUCUACUUUUUUGUCUUUCUUAUACCUUAUGCAGAUGACACCCUUACCUCUUUUACUCUGUGUUUGAGCAGUUAGUGAAUUAAAUGCAAUUUGAAACUGACUCCCUUUGCAUGCUGACCAUUCAUUUGAAUUUGAUAAACUGAGAGUUUUUGCAUCUGUUACAGUACUAGCCAAGAUAACAUUUCAAAACUUAACCAAACCAGUAUUUCUUACUUCUCUAAAAUGCAUCAGUAACUGCAGCUUGGUUUCAGCAGAUGCCAGGUUUUGGCAUCACAUAUUCAGCUUUUGCAUACGGAAGUCGAAACACACUUCUUUUUGGUACUUAGCUGUCUCAUUCUUUGUCUUCUUACUUCAACCAUGUGGACAUGGACAAAAUGUUUUCUAGAUUUUUAAACAUUUUUUUUUUUGAGUGAGAAAAAAGGAAAUAAUGUGCACAUUGAAAAGAAAAACACUAUAACAGAAGCCAAGGUAAUCUUUGACAAUCUGAGGUCCUGUCUGGAGGCUUUUCUCUGUAUUUCUCCCUCUACCUCGUUUUGACUCUGUUCCUUUCUCUCACCAUAUCUCUCCUCGCUGGACCUGCCUCUCCCACUCUCUCUCUCUCUCUCCCUCUCUUUUGGGGGGAGGUAUUAUGUGAUCGUCCAGGGAAUUGAACACAAGAGCCGAGGCAGCAGCGGCCCGAUGAAUUAUUGAUGGGAAUCUCGGCGUGACCCACCUCGGUCUGCUCACUUCACUUCUUCUUCACCUCGCAGCCGGGUUAACCAGUCAAAAUGGAGGGAGGGAGAGAGGGAGCGAGGUGGAGGGAGAGAGGUGGAGUCCAUUGUUUGGUUGGAGGAUGCUGCCUUGCCUUUGACUCCUUGUGAAUUAUGGAUAAAAAGACUACAACGCCGAAAUCACUGUACGGAUAGAUGAACAGAAAAACGGGGGAAUUAAAAACUGAAGACCGCCUUAAUUCAGCUAAUCUUGUUUACGUGGCCCAUCAAACAAACAACAUGCUGCUUUUAGUGACUCUUUUCAAUGACAAUUAAAAUCUCAAUCUCAAAUAGAGGCUCUCAAUCAGAGACGUAAUCUGAUCAUUUCAGUCAAGACCACAAUUACUGAAACAAUUCCUCCGUCUUUGUCUCAUCUGCAACCUGCGAUUUAAAUGCCCCAGUUUUAUUGUAAGUAUAUAAUCAAACAAAUCCAACCAGACAAACAGAAAAUAAAACUAGCAACAGUCUUUUUAAAAAACAUCCAAAGAUACCCCUACAAAAAUGUACAGCUCUUAUAAGGAGGGAAGAAGAAGAAGCCAAGUUAAUGGUACAUACCUGUUUCAUCACAUUGUUGGUUUGCUUUUUUUGUGCCGUCAAUGAGAUGUGUCCAUCUUUUGGACAUUAUCUGUAUAAAUAAUUUGGAUAAAAAAAAAUUAAAAAAAGUGAAAUACUUCCAAGCUCCUGUGAGAAAAUUAGGAUUUCUGUUGAUUUUUGAAACAGUGUCUUAUCUCUCAGUGACACCCAAAUGAAGUCAUUGGGAUUAUUAAUUUUUCAGGCCUGGAUUUGUAAGAUUAAAAAUAAAAUCCUUGGAUGAAUGUUGGUUCGGAAAAUAAAGUGAGUUCACUGAGUGGGAAAGUGAUCACAUUAUCGUUGUUUAAGGAUAUGGUAUCAACUCACAGGUCAUGUUAAUAACUGCCUGGGGAUAUCAAAUGAUCCAGUACUGUAUGAUACAUUACAUGAUGGUAUAUUAUGAUGCUAUGACACAGUAUCAAACAGUACAAAACAAUUCAAUGCAAUAUGGUUUGUUAUGAUACAGCACAAUUCCAUACAAUAUGAUAGGAUACAGAAAUCUCUUAGGAGACUUGUACUAUUUUCAAAUAAAUCAGUAUUUUGUCUCAUCCCAAUCCCGACUCUGCUAAAAUAUUUUGGUACACUGAUUUCUUUUCCUCCUUCGUUUGCAAGCUUGUGACCCUUGUUGUCAUUUUUAAAAGCUUUUUAUUUGCCGUCAACAAAAUAAAAACCUUCCUUCAGCAUGAAAAGUGAAUCAGACGAGGAUUAUGCUCUCUGGGCUGCUCAGAUGAUUGUCAGUGUGUUGAGGGAACACCGCUAACUGAUGUUUUUUCAUAGAUUUUGGACAAUAAUGGAGCUUUAUGGCCCAGAAAAAUAACAGGCUUUACACAAACAGUUAUUGUUAGUGAGAUCAAUUUAAUCAAUGGGUUUGUUUUGGUCUUGUCAGGUUUUUAUCGACUAGGAGAAUUAUAUAUUCAAUCAGCCAACAUGCCCUGCAGUGUCUUCGAUAUAACAGAGCAGAAUGAAACCACUUAGAGUCAAAGUGAGCUGAAAAUCUGAAUGACUGAACCUAAAUAUUUUCCAUUUUACGCAUCCUGCUGCAAGCAGACACAGUGCAUUAUUUAUGAGCUGGACUCUGCUUUAUGACACAGAUUACCAGCAGUUACCCUGUGUGUGUGUCUGUGUGUCUGUCUGUGUGUGUGCGUGUGUUCGGUGUGUGUUUGUUCUCUUGGUUUCCGACUGUGGGAAUAUACUCUAUUUUGUGUCAGUUUCCAGGGUUUCUUUUUCUGACUCUCUGCAUAUUCACAGGCUGUUAUUGAUCUGAAUUAAUGGAUUUUAGGCUGCUGAGAGCAGACGUCUGAUGUUUGUUUGUGUGUCAGCGUGAGAAUAUUUGAUGGAUCCGGGGAUCUCUUUCCUGUCACGUUGACAGCAGUUCUGCAGACUGAAAACCGAGAGGUGACAAAGUCUGUUUCGUCUUUUACUGCUUCAGCUAAAAAUGUGGGAAGUCCAGAUGCCCUCAUACAGAGUAGACAGUCUUUGGCAAUGAUCUUAAACAUGUUUAUAUCACAGCUUGGCCGAGGGAGGCUGCAUCCACGUGGAUUUAUGUAAACACAGGUCAUUCGAAAAGGACAGAGAUGGUAAAGUUAAGUGAGGCAUCUGCUGCUACAAUAUAGUGACUUGUAGCCUCUAAAAUAAUCAAUACUUGGCUGAUGUUUUGGCAGAUUUGUGCUCUUUUUUUUCUUUUCUGUCUAUCGACUGUAAUCAUUCUUUUAAUACAUGUGAAUAAACGGGCAAAGGCACGUAGCUGUUGAGAAAAAAGAAAGUACUGAGUUUAUGAUUGGGUUUAAGUGAGCUCAGUGAGUCUACCAGCUGUUUGAGGCUACACUAGACACUACAAAUAUCACACAUCCAUGAAUAACUUUUGAUUUUAUUGGAUUAUAUGUGAAAACAUCAACAUCAUGGUGUAAAUUUGUAAGAAGUAAACUUAUGGUUUAAAGCCCAGUCCUCAAAAAUAAAAAUGCUGAUUGGCUCAAACCCUGAAAACAGGUAGUUUGAAAGCAACAGAAAGAUCAGAAAAUCAGGAAAUCUAAUCUUUGUUUUCAACCUCCUAUCUGUAGUCUGUGUUACUGAAUGCUUUAGGGAAAACUUUGACCCUGAAAUUCAGGAUUGAAUCAAACCCUGAAGCAAAACAGGGAUUACAAAGUCAGGUAAUCUAAUCCUUGUUUCUGAUCUCAAACCUUAAAUUUGUGUUUCUCAAAACUUCUAAGACAACCUCAAUCCUUAAAAUCAGGAUUGUCCUGAUCCCAGCAGAGGGCUGGAUUUAGGUUUAGGUUAAUAUUUUACAAAAUUUUAGAAAGCUUUUAAAUCUGUAUAACACAACAACAUUAAAACCACGAUAUUCAUACUAGAGACAUUUUUUAUUGUGUUGCUUUUAUGCUUCAGUGACCGAAACAAAGUUAAUUAAUUAAAGUAAUUAAAGUGUGUAGAAAUGAACAUGUCACGCAACAUCUAGCAGUCAGAUUCUACACUGACACGCCUCCUUGCUCAUCCCUCCCCCUGCUAAGAAGCUCCUGUGAUACAUGAUCAGUACUAUCAUCCGUAUGUUAGUUUUUUUUCCAUCUUUUCUUUUACUCCUCUUCUUUUCCUGACUGCUGCUUUUCUCUUUGAUACUCCCUAAAUACAAAAAUAUGUUUGGCCUCUACAAGUUUGUCCAUUGUGUGCUACCGUAGAAACAUGGCAAUACACAAUGACAGCCUCCAUGAACAGGGACUGACACCAAAAACAAAUACGUUGUUCUCAGCUAACAAAAACCACAAGGAUUUUAGACUCAGGUGAUCAUACACUAAUGUGGACAUUCUCACGCUUAUAUUAUUUCAACCAUGAAUCCUCUGCUAAAAUUUACUUACUGCACCUUGAACUGUCAGGAUCUUUCAGUUUGGGUCGAUUAUAGUGAGGUAAAGUAUUCAGUAGUCCUAGUUAGGGCUCUGUAGUCCAGAUUUGUUUCUUGAUGAUAAUGAUUUUAAUGACUUAAAAAUGAAAUAACUGAAACAAAACAAAGGAAAAAAUGUCUUUUCCCAGAUUUGAAUUAUUCUUUUGGUUUGAAGCUAAUGCAUAAAAAAGGGCUUGUUUCAACAGCAGCAUGUAAAAUUAAUCAUUGUGUAGCUUUCCCAUCGCCUUUGCUUUCUACUGGACUUGUAUUUCCUGGCGCGAGACCUCAUCUAUGGUUACCAGCUGUGAAUAUAAAGGCCCACUUACAUCUGUCAUUGUACCUGAAUAAUGUUUGCAGAUCAUUUCUGCCUCCGACUGCAUCAUGCUUCUCGAGCAGAGCAGAGCACCAGAUUCUUUAUCCAAACAGCCCGCCGUGUUUGGACUCUGCAACCUUCACUGUAGCCCCCAAUAAGAAAAUCAGAGGAAUAGUGUAGUGAUUUUUUGUUAAGACUGUCUACACUAAUUAUGGGACCCUGCUGUUGCUGGAGCGGUAGAAGUGUUUGCCGGGGCACACUGAGCCGCUCGGGUUCAGAGGAGAAAAUGGUCCUGUCGCCGCUUUAUUACAGCGGUCAAAUCAAAGGUGACACCUGAACUGUGAGCUCAUCGAGACGGAGAGCGGCGAGAAUACACACCGACGCGAUCAUUCAGAGCUGCACAACAUCGCACAAUCAAAGGAGCAUAUCUGAUUUUUUAAUAGAAUUCAACAAAUGUAAAAUGAAAUCUGUGCAUUAGAGGUAAUACCUCUCCACAGGACUAUUAUUAUGAGCCUGCGUUUCUCAGAUUACAGACUCCAUCAGUCCUGUUGUUUAGAGGCCUUCCCCUCCUCCAAGAGAAUAAACAUGCCAGAAGUGAUUUCUCUCCAUCACUCUGUCUCCUCCCAACAAUGAAUUCUCUUAAUGCUAAAGCCGUUUGUUGUCUGAUGUAAAGACUUGCAGCGAUAGGAUAUGAGAGGCCUGAGACGACAUGAUAACUGAUGUGUUUCUGCUUUCUUAGAUUAAAUCUAUCAAACUGUUAUUUAUUUCUUAGUGAGCGCCCUCGUAGAUGAGGAAAUGUAAAUGAGGUCUGUUGAGAAAAUCACAGCUGGUGAUUUUAUUAAAGAUCCUGUGACUAAAGCGAUCCACAGCGAUCACUGUGAGCAGCAGUUUGUGCAGAUACAACACAAGUGCCAAAGCUGACCACAUUCAUCCUUCCUGCUUUCAGCCCAAAGCAUCCUUUGCUUUUUGAGAAAGAUUAUAAUGUUGUAAUUCUUAAUGUGCAUUUAAAACAAAAGGCAGAACAGUGUUUAGUUGUGGUGCUACACGUUUGGGGGGUGUGGUCGCCUUUGGAAGCCUGAGGUGAUGUUUGACUCCUCUCAUCAAUUGGAUGAAUCAUAAAAAAGGACAGAUAGAUAGAUAGAUAGAUAGAUAGAUGUACUUUAUUAAUCCCGAAGGAAAUUCAAGAGUGGUCAACUGCUCACAAGAAUCAGUCACACACACAUAUGAUAUGAUAAAAACAGAUUAUGAAUAAAUAUCUAAAAAUAAAUAAAGAAAUAAAGAAAAACUAAUGGCAGGAGGGAGAACCAACUUGGGGACAAAGGCAGGGACAGGUAAAACAACACACCACAACAGAAACAGCGACAAUGAGGACAGAAGUGUUCCAGCACUUCUGCCUUUGAGAUAUUCCCCCCACACCCGCUUGACUCCAGCUACUCCUACUCCUCCUCCCGUCUCUUCCUCCCGCUCCGGGAGUUGUGCAGCCUGAUGGCGCGGGGGACAAACGACUUUGUGUGUCUUGUUGUUGAGGAGUUCAGUGAUCGCACCACUGUAGCUGACUAUAUCCAGGGAUAUUGAGAUCACGAUAGUUAAAAGCGAUUAUCCACGAUUAGACAUCUGUGCCACACACAUUUACACAAUUCAAAACCUCUUUAAAGCUUAAAAACUCUUCAUUUCUUGAAAAACAAAAAUAUAUAUUUUAGCUAAGUGGUUUAGCCGAUGUUUUUUGGUCGGAUGAUGGAUGAUAUAAUAUCAUAUGCACUGCUACUGAGAGGGACCAGUCAUCACUUUUUCACUUUAUAACCUUUGGCUUAAUUUUGGGGAUCAUAAUUACUAAAUUUAAUAACAGAUUUCACUUGUAGUAAAGUAUUUUAUGUAACACCCUUUGUAACUAGAGAUGCACCGAUUUUUUCCCGAUCCAAUCCGAUACCGAUAACUGGGCUAUCGGCCGAUAUCCCAGUCCAAUACCAAUCCAACACUACUGUUGAACGAAUGAACUGUAUACCUUGCCUUGUGAGUAAAGGUAUCAGGCUUGACAUUAGCCUUGUUAAAAAAAAGGUAUCAAAUUAACAAAGAUAUACAUUUACUUAAUAGUAUUUAUUAACAGACAACAAAUUGCACAUUAGCACACAGCAAAAAGAAGUAAGACUUCCAUGUAUUAAAAGAAAAAUUAAUAAAAAAGAAAAAAAGACUGGAUCAGAACGCUGGAUCGGCAUCAUUCAUCAGAUAAUUCGAUCCAGUUAAUUUUUCAAUAUCAAAGCCGAUAUCCAAUCCAAAUAUCGGAUUAGUGCAUCCCUAUUUGUAACAUCUAGAUUCGGGCUUGUAUUUUUGAAGUCGUGCUCAUUCUGUCCCUUCGCUUUUUAGACACACACACAGAUACAAACACCUGCCUCCUCCUGCUCUCCUCUCUCCAUCUCUGGCUUCCUGAUAGUUUGUAAGGCUGCUGUAACACAACAUGUUGUAGUAACAGCAGUCCUGGUGCUCCCUAACUGUGUUUCUCUUGAGCCGGGCUGCUUAUGAUGAAGCUCUUCUUGUAACAUACUUUUCUCCAGUUGGCAAAAGCAGCUCUCCAGCAUCCAUUCAUGUUGAACUCAAGGACUUGAAUCUCUUGUUGGAUUUAACAGGGAUAUCCAGCCAUGACUGUUGCCCUACUCUGAGUGACUAGGACGAUGUUUCCUCACCUGUUAACUGCUUUAGACAGCACUCGCUUUAGCUGUUGACAAAGUUCCCAUUAUUCAGCUUUACUCUUUGUUAUAAUACCUGCAUCUGAAUUAAAAAAAAUAUUUUUCAGCAUCAUAAAAAAAUUGUUUUCUGCAUUAAAAAAGCUUGAAUGGUAUUUGGUGUGAGGCUGGCACAACAGUCAGGAAAUCUCCACUGCGGUUGUUAAAUGUUCAAACUUUUUUAAGGUCUUAAAAGUGAGAAAUUCGCCCCCAAAUUUCUGCAGCUGGUCCACUUGAAACUUUUGGGUUUGGUGGUCUGCCUUCUGAAAAAAAAUGACGGGCUUUUUCAAGGAAAAUUGAAAGUAGACACACCUGAUCAGUUAUAACUGCAUAUAGACUUGGAUAUUAAAAAAAAUACACCUGUUUCUUUGAUUUACAAUCCCUGACAGAAAGCAUAAUUCUAUUAACCAGAUUACGUUUGUAGGUGAUGUAUGUCAAAGGGGCUUAUUUUGUACACGACACAGUGUGUUCAGAUUUGUUCAGUGAUACAGGUUAUAUUUGCUCUCCAUGUUAAAGUCUGCUGUUUAAUCAAUAUUUGAGACUCGUAGUAAUUCAGGUGAGAGCGGGGCGAGAACAGAGGUGGACUGACAGUCUGGAUUUAAGAAGAAAAGCUGAUGAUUUGUUUACAAUAAGUCUCUAACAUCACACAGUGUUAAUUCAUUGAUGUUUAUAUGAAGCAGAUAGAGCACCUUUAAAUAGACUGAGCCAGCUGAGCGCUCAUCUCCAAAUCCUAUUAAUUCUUCUCUGUCACUGCUGGUUAGUUUCUCUUUUUUAUGUCUUCUUUCUUUUGAAUUCUCUCUCUUCCUCUAUCUCCUCUCUCUUGUUUCCUACCUCUCUGUGUCCCUCCCUCCCUCGGGUUCAUUAGUAUUGGUGUCACAGCACGGCUGAAAUAACUCUGUCCUGAGGCGUAAUGAACGGCGACAGGCGGGACGAACCUGUCAGGCAGCGAGCAGGGUUUAUGGUCAAAGACAAAGAGUUAAAAAAACAGGUGAAAACGAAGGAGGUCUGGUUUGACCUUGUGUCUGAGCAACAUCCUCUAAAACAAACAAGGGAAUACAUUUUAUUUCCACCGUCACAAUCAGGAUUAUUAUCACUCUGACUGUUAUAAAUAUUAGGAUAAAUAAAAAACAACAAUGUAUAAAAAAACACUUUAAAUAACACUUUAAAAAUCCAAAUAUGAUUAAAAACAUUGAAGGUUUUUUUUUAAUUUUUCUGUUUUAUUUUUGUUUUUAAUAGUAUCCCAUUAAAACAUAUAGUUUUAUUACCAAAGGAGUUAUUUUUAAUGGAAAAUAUCAACUAAAAGAUGUUAAAUGUAACAUUGAAGUAUUAAAAUAAAAUAACCAAGACAGUGGAUUAGACUUGCGAUCAAAUUAAAUUUUAAGUAUACUUAUUUGUACAAGUCCAUCUUGCGUUUUAAUGUCUUCACAGUAGCCCAGAAAGGACAAACAAGUAACACACAUAUUUUCAUAUUUAGUGUAUGGCACAAAAUACACACCUUUGUAGGCUCUCUUAUGUCGUAUUUUCUUUUUUGCGUUAUACUGACAGUCCUUCAACAAAAACCUUUGACUUCUUCUGUAGCAUUCUUUUUUAGUUGAAUGCAGGAUAAGGUUUAAAAUGCAAAGACAGAAAGCGUACACCCUCAUACACCCUGGUGGACAUCACAAAUUGAAAGUCUAUAAUUUGGAGAAAGAAGAUCAAACUCUUUGAUUGCAUGUUUAGAAUAAAUCAAUAAAUCAAUUCUUGCACCAAAGAUUUACAUGAUGUCCACUCCAAUUGAUACAUCUGUAACUUUCUCAAAGUUAAUGCCAAUUAUUUUUAUUAUGUUAAACUAUAAUACGAAAGAAUAUUGCUUUUUAAUUCAUAAUUUGCACAUGAAAAUCUUAAAAUGAUUCCACAGCUUCAGAAACAGUGGACCAAACCUCAUACACAUUUUUACAAGGUCUUCGAAAUGUCUGUCCGCUGGUUGAACUGGUAGCUGUGUAUGUAAAUGUUGUGUAUCUAUCGCUAAUCAAUACUGUGAUGGUCACACACACCCACACACACAAAGAGGGAAGUCGACACACGCUCUGUUUGUUGUCCUUCCCGCUGCUGUCUCUGCUUACGUUGUUGUUGUUUUCUCUCUCUCUGUCUGACAGUCUCUGUGUGUUUGUCUCAAAGGUGUGUGUGUGUUUAAGUGUGUGUUUGUGCGCGUGUGUGUGUGUUUGUAAGUGUGAAGCAGCAGUUUUGGGCUCGGCCGUGCGUGCGGAUGGAUGAUGUGGAUCAAUGGCUGUAAUCCCGAGCAGAUUAAAAGAGCAUUAAUACUGGCAACGAUAACGUAAACGGUGUGGACCCAGAUCUCCAUUGAUCUGCAGGAACCUGAUCCAGACCAGUUCCUGGAAGAGAUGGGGGGAUGGAGGGGAAGGGAGGGGGAAGUGUAGACAGAAAGAGAGAGGGGAGAGAGAGGACAUUAUCCAACAGAGAGAAACAAGCUGUGUCUGAACAGCUCAUGGAGAUAAUAAUGUGAACAUAAUCACUCCAAGAAUCAAUUUUCAAUGCAAAUGAAUGGCUGAGUAAUGAAAAGGUAUCUGUUUGGUCUUUAAGGGAUAUGAACUCCUCCGAUACAUUCACAAUACAGUACAUACAGCAUCUUUAACACUGGAGUCUGUGAAAGGGAUUGCCUCCCUCCAUUUUUGAUAGGGUCAUUUAAUCUGUCUUGAUGAUAAAUGUUGCCCAUUAAAGUAAUAAACUCCUCAGAGCCUGCUGAGAAAAACUGAGCUGCACAUUAACACAUGGAGAAUUCCUACAAAUACCAUGAUGCAUUGCACGUCAGUCUUCCUCUGGUUCCUUACAGCAGCUGCGUACACUGACCUGGAGAUAAGACUCUUUGCAAAAACACUUAUGUACAUUUUGGGAUUCUGUUUGCUUUUUGUGAAGUGCUUUUGUUGCUAAUUUGCAAAAGCUGGAUGAUGUAUAGUGAAUGGGUUGUAAUGCAACAGGUGAACAUGGCUCUGACAUAAAGCCAGCAACUGAAAUAUCUACAAAACUGAGAAAACCUAAAGUUACGCCAGGGCCUUGUAUGAUGGAGUAUAAGAACCAUAUUUAAGAACCUUUUUUAUUUUAAUUUUUAUUUUUAUCAAACCGUAUGUGAGAUAUGAUAUGAUAUUUACUAUAUAUAGAGAGAUAUUAUAUCAUAUUAUGAGAAUAAUUUCCAGUUAGAGGUAACUGAGUUUAUUAUCAUGGGGAUAAUGAACUCCACAUUGCACAGUGGAAUGUGAAAAUAAGCCAUUACUCACAGAUCCUGUGUGUUUUACACAGAAUUUUGCUAGUUUUAUGUUGUUUACACCGAAUCUAGUAGUUUCGUUUAAGGUGUAAUUUCAGGUGUAAUUGACCACAGUACUACAGACAGGGGAAACAGUCUGUAUUUAAUUUCCUCUGUCACAGCAAACUUAAUUCUUAAAAUGAUUCAUGAUCUUGCCACCUGUCAUGAAACACCUAACUGCGUUUACUCCUUGCUUCUCUACUAGUGUGAUUCAAAGUAUCUAGAUGUUGCCAGAUGAUGUUUCUGUGUUUCUGACUGUUUAUCUUUUUGCUUUUUGGAUCAAAACCAUCACCUACCUCUCAGUUUUAGGAGGUUUCACUCACUUUUUCUUUUGUUAUGCUGUAGAUAUGUUGUCCUAUUUAUACAGAUGUGUGGUUCAUAUUAAAGUAUUUUUUAUCUUGUUUUUUGUUGUUGAACUUUUUAGCUCGUGUUGGAGGACUUUGAGUUUCAAGAGCCACUGUACUUAGACGUUUUACAGGCUGUGAUGAUGUGUUCAUCUGCUUCUCUGAACCCUUGUGACCCGAAAGUCCCACCUGAAAAUUGUCUGUCCUUUUCCCCGUAAGCAUGACAGUUUCUUUACUCACCUGCACAGUUUGUAUUCUUGGGCUGACCUUUUGUCUUAUCACUGGUACUGUAUGUGCUGAUUAAACCCAAAGCAAACAGAAAGCUCAGUUUGAGGGUCAAAUGUUGGUAUUUUCCCUGCUGCAGAUUUGCUGCUAAAAGCAUUAAAAGCGGACAGCUUGAUGAGAAUGAGACAGACGGAUUUGAAGGGAUCCUCUUCGAUUUGAUUGUGCCACAUAACAGGAUCAAUCAAGCUGAAUCUGUCUGUAAUUGGGUUAUGUUUCAUAUUGGAUGGAUGGGAUCCAAUUGUAGAUUUAAUGGCCUCUAAAGUAGGCAGGUUUAGCAGAACAAAGGAGGCAGACGCAUUUCAGGGAAAAAUCAAAGACAGGAGACACAAAUUAACCAGAAAUGUGCCAGAAAAAUGGGCAAACUGAAAAGAUCAGCCGGAAGAUGUUUAUGAUUCAAAUUUUUGAAAAGUCCAAAUUCUGUUCGAUUAAUUGAAGUGAAUGAAGCCUGUCUUCUGUCUAUCUUGUCAGUCGUCUAUCUCUGAGCUGCUUUUCAUCUUUCGCAACAGGAAAUCUGAUCAACUGGUAUCGCUUGCCGCUGAUCGUUCAGAGACAAACACGGCGGUGAGCGGUUUGCCAGGAUGUCCGUUUAUAGCUGCCCAACCUCCUUUUGAUCAAUCACAGAUUACAAUACAAUCUAUUGAUCAGGGAAUAUUAUCUGCCCGGCUGUGUUUGCUCUCCGCUGGAGCUGUGAGACUGAGCGGCUUCAGGCUGCCAAAAAAACAAAGCUGAUAAGAGAAGGUACUGAGAGGCUGGUUAACUCAUCAUCUAUUAGUCCAUCGGUGUGUGUCUGUCUGUGUGUUUGAGUGGGAUUUCUACACAAAGCAUCUCUCUGACGUAACCUUAAUGUCAACAUUCAGUAGGUCAAAGGUCAGUAAAUGUUUUCCCUGAACAUUUUCUGCUUUAGCUACAAACCUUUGCUUCUGACUUCAAACUUCAUUUACUUUUUUUUAACGCAUUUUAUUCUUUUAUUUUUUAAGAAAAAGGAAAAUUCUGCUUCUCUCUAUGAAAGGAAACUGAAACUUCAAAGUUUAAGUCAGUCACAACAGAACAUAAUUUUAAUAUUCAUACAAAUUACUAUCUUUUUGUUAACAAAUGAGCCUUUUGUAUUUACUGAAAUAGCAGGUCUGCUUCCACACGGAUGGCUUAUUUUCCACCGUCAUGUUUCUACGGUAGCCCAGAAUGGCCAAGCCAAAAAUAUACAAGUUUUUGUAUUUAAUGAGUAUCUAUGGAAAAUGCACCGUGCACAGCAUCAUUUGUAAGAAUUAGUAUUGAUAGAUAUUGACAAUGAAAACUUAAAAUGAUGGGUCGUACUGUGAUGCACCACAGAAGCUUUUUGUUAUUGGAGGUAACUGUUGUUGUAUUCACAGGAGAGGUGAGCAAGGGAGCAUUUCAGUCUAGAAUCUCUACACACCGCUGAAUACUCCCAUUUCUGCAUGCUGUGUCUUUAGUUGAUGGAAGUACAAACAGGCUUGUGUUGUUGCUGCCAGUGUAGUUAUUAUUAACAAAUUUUAUCUCAUUAGUUUUAAUAUCAUAAUGAUUUAUUUUCUUCAGUUUUAUUGAAACAAAGCAUUUCUUCUUCAAAGUCAGCUAUCUUUCGUACCUCUUUCUAAACAAUAUAAUUUCAUGGGACUUUCUGAAUAGACCUCUUGAUAAAUAUAUUUUAUUGUAUUCCUGUUUAAGAGGUUUCAGCAUCAGUCUGGUAAAACUGCAAAAAAGUCUGUAUCGGUAUUGUAUUAAAGCUACAGUGAGGAACUCUUGGUUUGUGUCUAUUUCAGCGCCCCCCUGUGGGCAUUGCUGGCUCUGCUGAUGUUGUCCUCCACAUGGAGUGACAACAGUGAUUUUCUUAUAUUACCACAACAAAGAGUUUGUAAUUAAAGUUUGUGUAUUGAUCACUUACAUAGAUGUGCCUGCCAAAUACAGUUCAGUCUUUGUAGAAAAUGUUAUUCUGUCUAAAUCUGUCGUUAAGAAACAUCCACAUGUAUUCAAGCUCAAAUAACGACUGGUGUAAGUAUGGUUUUUGUUUUUCUUUAGUAUUUCAAUAUAAAAGUGUAGAAAAAAAAAAUCCCAGACAGACAAAUAAAGGGUAAAUACCGAAGAAAGGACACAUAGGGAGAGGUGGAUGACACAAACUCCUCAGAGGCCAUUUCCCCAUCAGCUCCAUGACAUCACUGGGCCAACCCAGGCUGUGAUUGGUCAGCCGUUUUCUCCUGGUAAACAAGUGGCGAUACAUUACAGCGUGUGCAUGAGUGUGUGUGUAAAAGAGAGACAGAGAGAGAGGGAGAGAGAGAGAGGGACCUUUGUCCGGUGAUGUCACCGCUGACCGUGUGGAUGUACAGAUUAUUCACUGAUAAACCAUCCCUCUCUUCAGACACACACACACACACACACACACACACACACACACACACACACACACACACACACACACACACACAUUGAUUCAGCGGUUACACACUCUUCUCUCUCCUUCUCUGUUUCUGAGUGCAGAUAGUCAUGGAAAGAUUUCAGCAUUUAUUUAAUCUGACAUAAAUAGCAGGAUAAACACAAAUAUCCUACAGAGCCAUUUAUUCAAUUCAAUAAAGACAGCUAGUUUUUGAACAAUAUUAUGGAAUAAUUUUAUCUACAGGCUACCUUCUCAUUCAUUAAACAUCCUAAGGAUAAACUAGAACCAGUUACAUGUAUUUAAUUUGUCUUUCAGUACUUACCUUUAAAGUCUACUAUCAAUACGUGGAAACAGAAGUGAACACCCCCAUGUAAGGAGUGUUUUUUUAUAGAGACAGACCAAGAGCAUGGUUGGGCUGAUUAAUCAGGCUAAUUUUUGGUAUCUUGAAAGAAUCAGCAUUGGCAAUUUUUUCUGCUCAAACAGGCAAUCAGAAAUAUUAACCGGAUAAGAUCUGCAGACACUGCAGGCAGCUCCUACAGUGUGGUUGCCAUUGAGGAAUGUUUAUGUCCUCUAAAAAACUGUGCAUUUACAUGUUCAAAAAAGUCCUUUCAUUGCUUUAGUCCCGCUGAAGCUGGACUUUUAAGAAUCACGUCAACACUCCAGAACCUCGAUAAUGCCAAUGGGAAUAGAUUUCCUCUGUCAUGUAUACUCUUUGAUCACAUUUAAAACUGACCUUUGCGUCAUGCGCAUACUCCGGUGUGCGUACUUCCACAUUUGGUUGAUUGUUUCGAUAGGUAAUAGUUCAACCAGGAGACAACCCAAUAGUAUCAAGCUGAAAUGAGGUAUGUUGCACCCACACAGUUUUAGUCUAUUCUUUUCGUGCUGAUUCUGAGUGUUCGUUUUUCACACAGCUUUAGUUUAAUAAGUUACUCAAUACUAUAAAAAUGAUGUGCAACACUGUGAUUGACAGCUCUGUUAACAAGCAACAGCGAGACACAAAUAUACCAGAUUGACCACCUCUGAAGGCUCUACAAACACCAAUAGCGCAACAUGUCAGAGUACUCAGAGAAGAGGGUUUUGGCUUCACUUUUGAAUUACAGGAGGUGUUGGAGGCAAGUUGUUCAUCUUUAUCUGCGACCAAUUAUCCAGAGGAGAGAAAGACUGACUGGGAGGAACCAAAAUACUCAGCAUGAAAAUAAACAUGAGUGCUUUUGUAUCACUCAGCUGAUGAAUUGUUAAAGGAGACAUACUCUCACAGAUUCAUUCAUGCUCUCAGAUGAGUUGUGUUUGAGCAGAGAGCAGAGACAGAGGGAGACUUCAGUCUGUUCUUCCAUUUCCGGUUAUCAUCACAAAACAGAUGGAGGGAAGCAUCAUAGUGCAUUAAGCAUGGACACACACACACACAUGCACAGACACACACAAAAUUGCUGUAUAGUGCUGACUCCUACAGUGGCACGUUCAUCUCUCUCUGUGUGAAUUUGUUGCUAAGAAACACUGCAUUAGCUGUGUCUGCCGUGCUCAGUGUGUUUGUUUUUACACAAAUUUCCCUCAGAGUUGAUUUCUCAUACUUAGUUGUAGCCUUUUUGUUCACAUGUGAUGGUAAAGUUGCUUUUUAUGACUCAUUGGCCUUGUUUUUUCAUGAUCAUAUGGCCUGUAUAAGUUUGUGAGGGACAAUAGCACCGUAAACAAGUAAAGCUAGGAAUUAUCAAUGAAACACACUUCAUCGUCGGCAUAUAAGGAUCUCCAAACAUGGUACAAAGUAGAAUCUUUGACCCAAAGCUUAAAAGCUAAACUUCAAAUAUAUUCAUUCAGAUGAACUUAUGGUUAUUUUUUGAAGAUAGAGUUCAAAGAAGGCUCAUGCUCUUGUAGCUAGAAUGAGUUAUUGGGCUUGAACUCCAUCUUAAUGGUCCUGCAUCAAAAUGGUCUACCUGUUGGUUGGCUCUUUGAGUUUUGCUGUUGACCACUUGUUUUUUCCCCAAUUUUUUCUGAAUGCACAUCAUGAACAAGAUACUGGGCACAAUGAUAGCUCCUGUAAAGUCAAAUGAAAAUGGUUUGUCCUGCAUAAUUGUCCAAUGAAGUUUAAUUGAAGGUAUAUUGGCAGGUAAACAACUUGCUGGUUUUGUAUUGUUCAUUUACUUCCUAUGGCCCAAGCCUGGACUUUUGUCAUUUCGUCAUGACCCAUCUGUUAACUUCUGUUGGCACACCAGAGAGCUAGAUUUUAAGGACUUGACAGAGUCCCAGUAAAGACUUCCUUUCCUGUGCAUUGUCAUUAUUUUUUGGGAGAUGGCUAAGGAUUAGAUUGUUAGCUGCACAUGUCUACAGAUAUCUGUUUAUAGUGAUGGAAUCAGGCUUGGUUGUCAUAAGAUGACCACCAGUUGGAUUCUGUAUUUCACUCUGUACGAAGAUAACAAGUCAUUCAAAAAACUGAUUCAUUGUAAUAGCUGGAGUUUUAAUUUACCUGUAAACAUGUUAGUCCAACUAAAAUCAUUCUGAGUUGAACUUCUUAUGGUUGAACAGAUGGGGAUUGUUUUUCUCCGUCAUGUAUACUCUUCUUUCUGACUGAAACUGUCCUCAGCAUUCUGUGCAUGCUCAACAGUUUACAUGCCAGGCUUUGGCUCGCAAUUUCGAGGGUGUAAAUGGGUUGGUAUGAAGCUGGGUAGUAAAGAAAACCUUGACAGAUAAAGAAAGAAUGUAAAAAAAGUGUUUUGAUUGUUUGAUGUACACCCAGCGAGCCACUUGCUAAUGCAUUUUGUCGAUUGUUAUGGUUCUUAAAGGGAUAGUCCGGCGUAAAAUUAAUUUAGGGUCAAACACACCGUAACACCGAGUUAGACUCCCCCUCAAGAGUUGAAUGUUGCCGACCGCUUGCUUCUCUAGUUCUACCAACUUUAGUAACAACAGCACGAUAGCAAUACACAGCGGAUAAUAGCCACAGAUAAUGUUCAGAACAGCACCUAACUUCAUCAACAGUACAUAUAGAGUCCUAGCCACCAAACAUCUUUUUAACUUUGCCUAAUUUCUUUAGCAAAGAGACCAAACACAACUCGCCUACUCUCUUCCAGCAGCCGCUUGUUUGUAGUGAGACAUCAGGCCAGUCCAUUAUGGACUGCUGCGGGGUGACGCAGCUCAAGGAAGAACAUUUAUGAUCAUUACUUUAUCAUUUCCUUGAAGUAAUAAUCUUCUUCUGCCUUAGCGUCUCGGUCUGAUCGCAUUUCCAUGAAGAAAUGAUCAUAUCCCUUUAACAGGUCAACUGGGAGAUGACCCAGUAAUAAGCUGAAAUGGGGAAUGUCGUCACCUGUUGUAUCAGAGUCAGACUUACUUCUGUCAAUUGAUCGUUUCUUGCUCGAUGCUCAUAAACAGGGACUAGAACAGUAGUCCAGUUAAAAUCACCAAACCAGCUUAACCGUGCGUGUAAACAGACUGAGAUGAAUUUCAUGAGAAAGACUUCUCAAAGAUAACAUCUGCUACACUUGGUCAAGUUUCCCGCCACUUUUGGUUCUCCUUAAAGUAGUUAGAGCUGUAAUAAUGUAGUUUAAACCUUGAGUUAUUUUUUUCAUGAACCUUUGCAGAGAAGAUUGGACCUACUGACCAGCACUCCAUACAGUGAAUCACAUCACUGCUCUUGAAUAAGUUGUCUGCAGCAGUGGACUCAAUACUCACUUACAGUUUAAAGCCUGUAGCAGUAUUAAGAGACGGCUGUGAUGGCUGUGUUGUCUAUUUUGGUGGGAAAAGUCACCUCUGACAUCACGUUGACAUCACACACAUUAAGAUUGUCCCAGCUUAUUUAUGAUUCAAUCAAAUCAUGUCUCAGUCCUGCCGGCCCAUGACGGAGUGUCGAAGCCUCCAAACGUGGCGCCACACACAAGCAGUGAAGUGUAUGUUGAAGGGCGACUUUACUACUUACCCUGCACUUACAUGCCCUCUGUGUAAUGGAUACCAAGGCUUAAGUGGUAAUGGUGCAAUAAAAAAAAGAUACAGAGAGAGAAGGAAGAGGCGGAGAUGUGAAGGAAGGAGAAAGAGUGAAAGACAGAAAGGUAGGAGGGGCAGGAAGAUGAAGGAGAGGAAGGAGACAAGACAGAGGCAAGGAGAUGGGAAGGAAGCGACAUAGAGAAAGAGUUAGAGAGGAAGUGAAUAAAGAAAAACCACACAGGAGAAAGUUUGAGACAAAAAGAAGGAGGAGAAGUGGAAAGAUAAAUGGCAGAUGAGACAAAAAAAAAAAAGAACAAAAGACAAACUGAAAAAGAAAAAUGAUUCAGGAGAAAGAUGAGAGAGGGCGGAGAGGAAAAGAAAGAUGGUGAUGGAAGACAAAAGAAAAAGCAAGACAGCAAUAAAAGAUCUCACAAAGAAAGAAUUGAGACAGAGGAAUAGUAAGUGGAGAAAGAGCUCUUCAGCUGAUUGCAGCCUUUUGUGCUAUAAAUCUUUUUUUUCUCACAGAAUGAAGCCUGUCUGUCUCGCUCUGUAGACUCCUGACAGAAAUAAACGGCUCUAUAUUCAGCUUUAUUGAUCCCAAACUCUCUGCUCCCUCCCUUCUUUUAAUCUCUCUCUCUCUGUUGUGUUGUGUCUGUACCUCUCAAUAUCUACCAUUUCAUCUUAGUCUCCCUCUUUUAGCUCUGUCUAUGUCUGGCCUGGCAGAAGUCUGAGCUUGUGAAAAGGCUGAAAGUGGAAAAUAUUCAAUAGAGGAAACACUCUUGUUAGCAGAGGACGCAUAGACAGCUAUAAAUGUGUUGCUAUCUUUUAUUAGUCUCAGGGAUCGAUGCUGUGAAGAUCGGUUUAUUGUUUAGUUUGAGUUUUAAUGUGGGACUUAUUGAUAGCCGACAGACGCUGAUGGCUUUGCAUUGCUCUGUUUAAAUAAUCCUGUUGAGCUGUAUCAGAUAAAACACAUUUGACAAGGUGGUAAACACCUGAAAUUUCAUCAGACGUGGGUACUUUGUGUCAUAACAAUAACCGUGUAAGGGUCUGUGUUUAUUAAACCUGUACAGCAGAUGUUUAACAUGCUAAAGCUAUCAGGAUCAUUCAUGAUGUCAACGUCUGCACAUAACUUUUUUAAGAUGAUGUUACUUGCUAGCCUACUUCAUUGGAGGGACUUCGACAGCAGGAGUUUCAUGACUGUUGAUUUAUAACAGUAUUAGUCGGUGGUCUUUAAGCACAUUAGCCAUCUGACAGGAGUUUCUACCUCAGGCGACAGCCAACAGCAGGGAUUUUCAUGACACAUGAUACCAUACUUUAGUAUUUAACUUCAUAUUUCUGCAUGAGGCUGGUGUCUUAGCCCACCCUAACCAUGGUUCUAAACUGACCCAGGUUGAGCAGGUCCCAACAAGCCAAAUAUGAGACAAGGGGCUCUAUUUUCAUGCCUGCCGGUGGUGCGGUGGAGGUUGGCGCACCCCGCGCAGUGGUAUUUUCAUCUGGCAGAGCCCGGUGCACAGCCAGUUUGGUAUUUACAUGGACUGAGGUGCACCGAGGUCCGCCAAGCUGGGCGUGGUGGCGCGGUAGGGGGAGGUGUCGACAGAAUCAGCUGAGGCAGUGACAUUUUCGUGCUUGCCGGCGGCGUGGAAAGUGCGCUGAAAGCUCGCUGAUUCAAACCUGGUCAGCUUUCAGCACAGGCGGAGUGCAGCUGGUCUAGUGGUAUUUUGGUAGACCGUCGGCGUAGUGCGCAUACGUCACCGAUGAGUUUGUGUUGUGAUCUGUGCGCACAACCCACCUUUGUCACGUUAGGUUUAAAUAUAUGCAACUUCAUGUGAUUGUCUUUAUUUGUGGAAAAGGAUGUUUGUCUUACCAGUGGGUCCAACCUUACACACAACAAAUCCCUCUGUGCUUAUAUGAGACAGUGUGGAGGACGCCCUCCGUAGCGCUUACAGCGACACUUGUUGAGGGGCUGCCUUAUGUUGCCAUCAUGUGGCAUUGUUGUCUUCAGCCAUCUCUUGAUCGCUUUGACUACUUCAUGAAAAUUGUACUACGCCUCGCCGGAUCUAAAGGAGAGCAGAGGAGCUGAUCUGAUCGGUGAAAACAGGUCUUGGCUGUGUUAAACUCCACGCCCUCUCUACGACUUAUGACGCUGGGAGGAGCUGAGUUAGGGAGGGGGGAUACUUACGCCAGGCUGCACCGCUCACCAAAAUACCAAAAUGUGCUUGUUCGCGCAGCUGACCUGACUUAUGCCACGCCGCCGGCGAGGAACGAAAAUAGAGCCCAAGGAGUUUGUAAAUAUGGGAUAAUAUGAGACAAGUUACCACCAAGCUAAGUGGUCUUGUAGAUGCCAAUAUAAUGUUUAUCUGAUCACGAGAAAUUAAAAUUUAUGAUUCAAUUUUUGUAUAGACUCAGUAUCAACAUCAUCUUUGCUACAGUCUGAGUUAUCAAAACACACCACUCUGUAUCGGUGAAGACUUCCUCUUUCAGGUUUUAGGGAUGCAAUAGUCCUACACUUUGAAAAAGAACAAGAGCCAAUCAAGAGCAGAUGUCAUCUCUAUUUGUGACAAAAAGCAGGACACUUGGUCACUCUGGACUUGUCGGCUCGAUCGAAAUUUGGGAGGGAGAAAAUAUUUGCAGAGCGAGUGUUGUUUUUGAUGCAAGGACCCUAAACAAACAGCAUAUCCACCAUCGAGCUGUUAAUGCCCAGCAGGAGAUUUUGCAAGAUAAAGUUCAAACAGAAAAAAAGAACAUUUUGUCUUCUUUUUUUUUUUUUAUUUCAAGUCUAUUUUGGCCUUUAUUGACUGAUAGACAACAGUGAAUGAAGUAGGAAACAAGGGAGAGAGAGGGGAAUGACCCACCUAGACCACUUUGUUAUUGGAGUCCCAAGUCCCUCUUUUUUUAGACAGUGAAGUAUCUGCAUUUUGUAAGAAGACAUCUAACUGUGUGUCUGGUGUCAGAUUACACAUGCAUGCACUGUGUAUGGCUGGUAAAUGCAAACACUGAGCCCUGCACACGCAAACGCUAUUCAACUCUUUAUUUAUUAUGAAACUAAUUUGAGAUUUUGUUUAAAAGGCUAACUCUUGAUGUGUUGAUGUCUGAGUUGAGGCUUUCUGAAAUUAUGAUUUCUUAUAUUAAAUAGACUACUUUCUACUCAGCUGCAUACAUUUGCCUUUACUUUGUUGUCUAGCUUUGUUUGUGUAGCUUCUGCUCUUUAAACUUUCUGUUCUUAAAAACUUUUGCUGUAAGUUGAUGGUUUCAGACAAUCAAAGUUCAUCUCUGUCCACCUGCAGAAGCGAUCUGUGGGUAGAGUGGGUUAUCUCUGGCACUAGAUGUUCUCUCUCUCGGUGGAUUCCAUUAGUCAAGCCCAUCAAACUACCAAAUGUUGAAAAUGUAUUUUUAAAUGAGAAUACCUUCCGAUUUCAGGCCACAUGGUGCAUUUAAUGGUUUUAUAAAGAUUUCACAGCCUCUAAUGGAGUGCUUUUAUUUUUGUAUCCAUCGCGUUGUGGAAAAUGGUGUCCAUCAGCAACAGGACAGAGGCAUGACAGAGAGGAGACUGAGGCUGUCACGGUAAAGCUGCCAAGCUGUGAUCUAUCUUUGUGGUGAGGAUGAAAACAGUCUCUAAUGACUCUGCUGAGCUCUUCUUUCUCCUCUCUCCUCUCUCCCUCUCUGUCUGUAAAAUGAAACCAGAGCCUGCUGGCUCACUCCCUUCCUCUCUUUUAACUUUUACAUUUAAUAAACACUAUGAAUAAAAUGCAAAGCAUGAUGUAGAAAGAAGCAAAUGAUAAACUGGUCAAGAAUUGUAAUCGGUAUAAUUAAGUAUGGAGUUAGAUAAAUGUAUUAUUGUGGAAACUACUCAUAAAACUUUUAACACAGCUUUUUUUUCUAAGCAGUUUUUUUGCAUUGUAAUAAAACUGCAAGAAAAUGUUAGAAAUUGUGGUAACCCUUUCUUUUACAGUACACUUAUUACCAGGUAAUUAUCAGGUAAUUACCUAGUAACAACAUGAAGUUAUCUGGUAAUUACAUGAUAACUACUAAGUCAAUACUGUCUAGCUACCAGGUAGGUAACCUUCCAUCAUCAUACAAAUUUGAAGCCGAAUUACUCUGGUAUUUCCAGGAUUUUCUCUGCUUCCUGGAACCACAACUUGCGCAGUUGCAUUGUACACAUUCGGCGGGUGAGUCGCUGUGAUGAUGCUCGGCUCAAACAGCGUAUCGCUACGCAAUCUUUGCACGCCCAUAGGCUGUAUCAAGUGACAAUCGUAGAAAAUAAGAACCCCAAAUAGCUUUUGAAAAUGGAGCUGCACAGAAAAAAGAAAAACUAGACAGUAUUGACUUAGUAGUUAUCAUGUAAUUACCAGAUAAUUUCAUUUUGUUACUAGGUAAUUACCUGUUAAUUACCUUGUACAUGUAUCAACUCUUUUUAGACUUACUCUAAUGAUACAUGUAAUUUUAUCUUUGCUUAGCUGCAGAAAGGAGCAGGAUCUAAGAUUCAUAUUCUGAAAAGUCAAUCCGUGAGUCAGCUUGAAUUAUAAAAUGUACAUCAGGGUAUCAUCACCUUAGUGUUUGAUUUUGAGGUUGUGUUUUCCAAAGUUAUGGGGUGUAGACUUGCUCUUCAUAUAGAGGAUUGAGGUACAUAUAGUACACCAAUUUUGAGAGGCUCGGCAUAAUUUUUUUGACGUAUUCGUAGAAACUUGUAAUAUUUGCUUAAUUUACUGAAUAGAACAUAGACAGAAACCUUAAGAGUCAUUUUUGUCACAAACUGGAGUUUAUGCAAGAGAUGGUGAUGAUAACUACAUUUGAUAAAAUAUUCUUAUAAUUAAACUUAGCUCCUCCCAAUCAAUCUUUGAUUUUUCUAUAACCUCUGGUGUCCUUCCUUUCUUUCUUCCUUUGUACUUCUCUUGUCAUCCCCUGUUUUUUUUUUAAAUCUUACUCUAAGUUUGUUUUACUCUCUUCAUUUCUUCAUUCAUGGUCCUCACUCUUUCACUCACUCCUCUCUUUCCUUUGUCGUGCUUUUUAAUUUCCAUUUCUCCUCCCUGGUCCUCUCUGCCUUGUUUGUCCUCUCCGUUUCUGUGGAAUCACUUGAAACUGCUGCUUCAAUAAAACAUCAUCUUGAUGUUUCUAUUGACGUAAUGCAGUCCUUGACUCUUGAAACCUCUGUUUAAUACAUUGAUGUGUUUUCUCUGAGUGUUACUAGCUCUCAAUGCCCGGCACUCCACUCAACCCUAUUCAGGUGAAUAGAAAAGGCUUUAAGGUGGAGUAAUGACUCUCAGCUGCCAUAUUGUCAGACUCGACCUCGGGGUCAGUUGUUGGUGUCAACAGCUGGUUGUGUUGUGUUGUGUUUUUUUUUCUGUUUUUUAGACUGUGCGUAAAAUGUAUUGGUGAUUUUUGAACCAGGUCCCUAAUUUUAUGUCAUAAUGGACUUUAUUAGCUGUAGAUAACCAGUCUGACUGAAGCUGACAGCCACAUAAGCUCCAGGUGGUGGUUCCAACUUGGUCGACUAUGUGCUGUUUUCAUCUUUUUUUAUAACUUGUUCAUCUGCAUACACAGAAAGACUCAGACAGAAAGUCAAAUUUUGUGUGUCCACAUUCUUCUCAAAGCUGAAAGAUACUUAAUUCAGCCCUUUGCCCAGUUAGCCCCGUGUAUCUUCAACUGGUCUCACUGCAGUUUGUGACACAGUCAUCAAACAUACCACCAGUUUUACAAAGAACCCUGUCUAGCCUUUCCAUUCCCAAGCCCUCCAAUACCCCCCCUUGGGUUCAUACCCAUAGACUGCUUAAAUGGAAGUUGCAUUGGUAAAGACACCCACUGUUUUGUCACAACCUGUUUUUCAGUCGACCUGCCAGGGGCUGGACUUUAGCUUCCUCGAACCAGGCUUUAAACAUGUUAUCUCAGAAACUGGGCUUUUUUUGGCUGAGUUGUUGCAGUUUUUAGCACUUCUGCAUCAGUCAGAGGUUUCUCCUUGGUUAUUUCCCACCCUUCCCAGUCCCUCCCCUGGUCAAGAUAUCUAAUGACGACCUCUUACUACAGGAAUGCUCAUUGUAAUCAUUUCCGAUGUCUAACUUGGGAAGUGUUGGUAGAGCAAGUGCAGAAAGACAACAUCUUCUGCCAGAUUACCAGUCUUUGUCUUCGUAUUGAAAUGAGUCAAAAGACAGACCAUUAAUAAUUGCAUUGGAGUUGCUUUAUAGUUGAUGUAGCUAACCUCUUCUACAGUGUGCACAUGUCCACAGACAAGCGAAGCGAGGAUGGAAGGUACCAUUCAGACUUCGACCAAAACUUGAGUGUAUUUGACACUAAGAAGUUUGGGGUUGUCACCAUAUUUGACAUCAUCUCUCAGAUUAGUGUCUUUAGUGUUUUUGUCCUGUCAAAGGUGUUUUAAAAGACAUUUCUUAUAAUGUGACUGUAGUGAAUAUUCAUGGAAUAUCUGGAAAAUCUUGGUGAAGGUUUAUUAGAGAUACUUCUUUGUGGCUCACAGAUGAUGACAUAAUGAUGGUUGUGCUGUUUAUGAAAACAUGACGAUUAUGUGGCUUUUAUUUCAAAAGGUUUUGGUUUAAAGAAAGGAGCAGGACAAGUCGUGACAAAGCCACAUGACAGUGAAUCACAUGCUGAAAAACAGAGUGUGCUCUCUGUUUUCUGCUGAUCUCGUUUGCAGUUAGAGACGCGUUUAGCAACACCGUGAUGUCUGUGUGUGUGUGUGAGAGAGAGAGAGAGGAGCGCUGAUGAAAGACAGAGGAACCCUGCUUUAUUGAUCCCAUUGAUUCACCCCUUACCUUUAAAGAAAAGCCACCCCUCCCCCCUACCUCGCUCUCACCCCUUCUCAAACCGGUAAACCCCUUUUGAAUAAUAUAAUUGCGUAUUUGAACCUCACUGUAACCUGGACUAGAGGAAAAAAAUCCUGAUUGAAUCACUCGAGCGUGCUCUUUUCUCUACUGACAGCAGACCGAGAGUGGGUGUGUUUGUGAGUGGGUGGGUGCCUUUGAUUGCUCCCUUUUUACACGUAAAUGUCUGCACUUUUUCUUUUUUUUCAAACCUCUGUCUGGGUUGAACUGCUGCUGAGCUGCUUUUCAUGGUGCUACAGUAAGCAGAAAACAUACAGAGGCAGAGACAGGGGGGGAAAGUGUACAUUUGAUACCUGUGUACACUGCUGGAAAUAACAUUUCAAACACUUAUUAGUUGACCUUUAUGACACAUUUGAUCUUUUCAUGUCAGGUCAGUCUCACUUUUCUCUCUCUUGUGAUCCAAAGAGGGUUAAAAAAAACAGACAUUCUUGGACACCCAUAAUAUUCAGACUGAUGCUGUCUCCCCUGAUAUUGAAUCACUUUCAUAACCCAUGUCUCCUUAGGUAUAAAGUAUGUACAAGACCUGCUUACAUGGUGAGAAAACAAUAAUUCAUGGCUCUUAUUUACGGCUGUGUGAAUGGUCCUUAGCGUCACUUUUAUCUGCCUGGAAACAACUGAAAAUUUCUUGAAGCUGUUUUAUGGUGGGCUGCACUACCAACUGAGGAAAGAGACAGAUAUUCGUUUGUGAAAAUGUACCUGAGAAAAAAAAAUUGAAGAUAUAAGCGGAUACAGGCAAUGAAAUGAGGAAACGUAAGAAAUCCGGAUGCACUCAAACUAGCGAAGACCAAGUUUUGUUAUCUGUUGUGGCAGCUGUUACUGCUGAAGUAUGUCAUAUUUGGUGACCAAAAGCAGAGCAACAAAAAGUUAAACAAUGUGAAUAUACUUUUUCACUCUGGCAGGCCAAGUUGUUUCUUUGACAGGCUCAUUUUUGUUUUUUUAGCAUGUUCCACCUGUUUUGUGUAAGGUUAAGACCAUGACAACUGAACCUCGUCAUCAGUUACUUCCAUUGUAAAGGAGUGUAAGAGAAAGUAUGCAAAAAUACUGAAGAGAAAGCUCAGAAUAAAGACAGAUCAAGGAAGCUUAGGCUACAUUCACACUGCAGGUUAUGAUGCACAAUUCAGAUUUUUUGUUAAAUCCGAUCUUUUUGUGCGGUUGUUCACAUUACAACAACGAAUGUGGCAUCUAAUGUGAAGGAACUACUCAGAACUACUUUAAGACGCCUGUGUGGGUGAGAGUUAGGUCAAAUUAGGUUAGACUGUACGCGCUACCUCCCCCUAAUUUCCUGUAUAACAUGGAGAUGAGAAAGAGAUUUAUAAGAUGGUAGCAAGAAAUCAGAACAUAGAAAGAAAAUCUGUUAAGGCAACAACUUAACUCCUCCCACAGUGUCAGACUGUACACUCUACCUCCCCCUACCUCCUCAUCUCCACGAAGGAAAGGUGGAGAGAGAAUAAAGAGGAAAAAAGGAAAUUUUCUUUAAUUUUUUUUUAUGCCCAUGUGGCAUCAUUGCUUCUUAUCUAGACCCACUUUCAACUCAACGUAUCUAAAUAUCAUACACCUCCUUCACAGAGUCUUCCCAUGACAAAGUCAGUUUUAUGACAUAAAUUAUUUUGAAAGCUAUUUUUUAUCAGUGUGACUUAACACAUGAAUGAAUGUUAUUAAUUAUAGUAAAAGCAGCAAAAAUAUCCUAGUUGUACAUGUAGAAGUGUAAAUAUUUAUAUCAUGAACAGAUCAGUCAUAUCUUUCUUUUUUCCUUCCAAAGAUCACACUGUACACAUAGAGGUUCAAUGUCCAAGUACAGAUAAUUUGGACUUUGAAUAGACAAAAACACAAAUCACAAAACUGGACUCAUGUGGAUGUUCUUCCACAAAGCAAGUCUUAUCAUAUCAAUAAUAUGUUUAUGCCUCUAUCAUCCAAGGAGAGUGGUCAAAGUGAAAUAAUAAUAAUAAAUACAUGUUUUUUUUAAUUAAAAUAAAUUCCAAUCUUGAAGCUGUUAUUUCAGAUGUUUUAAUUUAUUGAAGUCAUGCAGUCUCUGUUUACUGUAACUUCAUGUGUGAUGACUCAGAACAGACUAUGCUCUUUUACUCAUUCUCAGUAACACACACAAGAGCACUCAAACACACACCUACACACAAAGACACUGAUCAUAUUUUCAGACUCCAGCAGUGUACGGGUCUCGCUGUUCACCGUAUUCACAGAUCAAUAGUGCCACCUGUCAGCGGCUGACCGUAUUACAGCCACAACAGUCUGACUCCUCACAGUUUGGAGGCUUCACAUAAAUUCUUAAUAACGUUUGAUUUAAUUACUCAGAGAACAAAACAGGAGGAAUGAACAAUUAUUUUCUCUGAAACACACAACAGGGACAUUUAAGUUUGAGUCAGUCAGUCCAGAAACAAGAUUCAGGGCUCUGAGGGCUUUGAAGGGACUGGACCAUCUAUCAUGAGACAAAGAGAUGGAGCAGCAGAUAAAAAACAAGCUGUGAAGAGAGGAUAAGUAGGCGUGUGUGGGUGAAUGUGUGUGCAGUGAGUGUACUCUCCUCUUACAUAAUAGUGUAGUGACCAGAUUGAGUCAUUAUCAUCAGCGGGGCACUGACUCUGCAUGAUCAUUGAGGUGGGUAAUUAAAACAAACACAGGCAGACUUUCAUCUCUUCUUAUUGACCUAAACACCACUGCACAUAUGAAAGGGGGUGUGCUGUUAAUGUUUUUGUUGUUGUUGUUUGUGAUUUACUGUACUUAUUCUAUAUUUUUAAUACACUGCAUUUUUAAAGAGUUCAUUUGACGACAAAUUAGACAAAAUGAUUGAAUCAAGAAAACCCCUAAACCUUUCAAUGGUCCGUUUACUCUACUUUUGAGUGUUUUUGGUGGUAUUUUUGUCCUGAACGGAAAGUUUUAGGUUCGGAUGGCUGGAAAUAGAAGGAACUUUAAAAAAAAUCAUUUUGAAACAUGUUUUUUUUUUUUUUUUUCUCGGGGGUAAUGAAGCAGUGGUUUCCAAGUAGGGUUAGGGUUAGCGUUAGGCUGUGUCAUAGUUCUCUCUCUAUACAGUCAUAGUUUUAUUCUGCGAGAAUCAUGUCUGACAUAGAGUAAGCAUUUAAAAACACAAUCCAACUGGGCCAGACCCUGUCUUUAUGUUUACCAUCUUUGCAGUGCGCCUGCUGCAGCAUUCCCAAAGCAGAUUGUGCUGCUCAUCUUGAAACACUUAAGGACUCAUGAGGAAAUUUUUACAAAUAAUGUGCAACCUGCAGCACACAGAUUGUCUCACUCAGGUACAUGACUAUAUAUUUUUUUUCUUGAACUUAAGUUAUAGUAAAAGUUUGACUUUAAUGUCUGUAAAAAGACUGAAAACUCAAACAAACAUGCAAAGUGAGAGUACUUAAACUAAUACUAGACGUCCACUGGUCAACAAGGCCUUCUAUUUGUUUCAAUGACGACACAAAAUCCUGCUCCAGUAUUUAACUCUUAUUGAAACAUUGGCAAUAUUAACUUUGUUUUUGUCUCUUCCUCCUAUCAUCACCCUCCUCCCCUCUUCCUCUCCUCAGCAUGCAAACGGAAGGAGCAGGACAAUGGGAAGGAGCGCAACAACACGCCAAAGAAGUCGCGGCUGGUCUUCACGGACCUGCAGCGGCGCACCCUGCUGGCUAUCUUCAAGGAGAACAAGCGACCGUCCAAGGAGAUGCAGCUCACCAUCUCACAGCAGCUUGGCCUUGAACUCACCACUGUCAGCAACUUCUUCAUGAACGCCCGUCGCCGGAGCCUCGACAAAUGGACAGACGAUGGAGCCAGCCCCGGCGGCCAAUCUUCGGCGUCCAGCACUUGUACCAAAGCGUGAUAAAAGAUGGGCAAGGAAGGGGGGAGGGGAGUGACAGGGAGGGGUGGGGUCUUGGGUUGGGGAUCCGGGGAGGGGUUGAGGGAGCGGAUGGAGGUUUUGUCCAGUUGAAGGGACGAGGAAAACCAAACUUUUUACAUUUUUCUUUUGUUUGUUUGCCUGUUUGUUUUUGUCAUGGGUGACAAACUGAGAGAGGGGCUGCUCACUGUGACGACUUGUUUGUAGCCUAACCGCCUUUUGCAAAUCCAUUACACAUCCAUAAAAGAAGCUGAAGGGUAAACUCAACACAGAAACCUCGCUGUUAAACAACUAAAAAUUCCACUGCAGACACACUAGCCCAAAUACCAAAGACUAGAAGACAGUGCGUGUUUUCUAUUAUGCAAUAUAAGCUAGGAACCAACCAACUAACCAAACAACUUAGCAAGAAUCCAGUGAAAGCUUCAAGACUGCAGAAUGUCUUAUAAGCUCUGGGAUCAAUCUCACUAGAUCAUAUUUAACCAACAAUCUCCAAAAUGCUGAUGGUGCAAGUAUUUGGUAAACAGGAGGUCAGAUUCUGGAAAUUGCACAGCCAAAUUUAUGCAGCUGAUGUGGCCAAAUUGAAUCAUAAACAAAAGAUCUUACUCGAAACAAAACCAAAAAUCAUGAGGUCUUAUUUCUGGGUCAAAACAAACCAUACAAUGAUUGAACACCAAAGCUCUUCUUGGCCUUCGAAGUACAGGUUGGAUAAACUAGCUAAGCAGCUGUCGUGUUCUGUACUUGUUGGUGAAUGGUAAUGGUUAAUAGAUUUGGCUGUGCAGUCCCUGAUUCCCAACGUUGGUUUAACAAUGGGAAACCAAAAUCUGAUUCCAUUAGACAAAACUGACAACAUUUCAGUCAAACGUAACGAUUUGACUUUAUAAAGAUUCUUAAACUCGGUAAAAUAUGCAAGCACAAACACACACAGAUACACAAGCAUUCGCCAAGGCACAUGCAGCUUUCCUCAUGAUUUGAGCCAACAUGUAGAGUCACAAGUUUUCCCAGCAUACUACGUGGAGUAUGAGUGAACGAUACAUGAAUAUAUACAACAUAUGUGAGCACAAUCUUGAAGCACAUUUUCUUUGCAAUAGAACUGGGGCUCCCUGCCAAGCCGAGUGGUCUUCACAUCUUAGAAAAACUCAGGAUACCAUUUUUUCUAAACGGUGGCUGAGAUCCAUUCGGCAUCUGUUUUUACACACUCUGAAGUACGAAUGAACACACACACACACACACACACACACACACACACUGUUGUAGACAAGAUGAUCCAUCUGCUUUACAGAAACACUGAGUUCAAAAGAUUCAUCUCCCGAAUAAUUCCCCCCAAAAAAGUCAUUUUCAGCAAAACCAAAGCUAAGCUCCAGGUUUGCCCAAGCUUCAUCCAACCAUCAUUUGUGUUACCAUUUUUAACUCAUAUGUCAAGGCAGCAGCUUCCUUUCAGCAUCUUAGUGUUAGCACAAUCUUUGUUUUGAGUUCAAACAUAAUAUUAUUUCUUUUGAAAACUGGUGCUGUGUGAUUUUUGGCUGACGAACUGUGAUUUUUAACAUUCUCAGUCAAAUCUGUCAUGAACUAAAAGUAGUCUAAGAUUGGUCGGCAUCGUUUUCAGUGCACAAACUCAAACAUGCAUAACUAUAGGACAAAAUAGAAGCUCCCAUCUGGACUUGGAUGGUUGCAGAAUCGACGUAAAAUAGUGAAAGCCCAAAACGAAAAGCAGUUUCAUGUCUCAGUAUGCCAGUUCACCACUGUUCAAAAUGCCACGUUCACCCCAUCAAAGAGGGUCCACUGAAUUAUACAAAGGGGUGAAGUGACAUACACUCUUCAGACAAUCUAUUCUUGAAAGCAUUUUGUCAUGAAACUUUACCCUAAAUGAAAAACCUGAUUGUAGUUUCCAAAUCUUUCCGUACGUUUCAAAAACAUUGUCGAAGAUUAGUCAGAUCUUAAAGUAUCCCUAUGCAGAGUUUGUGCACAAAUGCAGGACUGUGAGAUCAUUCUUGGUUCCUCAUAGCUUUACAAAACCAUGAUUUUCCAGAUUUAUAGAGCUAAAAUGCUUUUUGGAAGCCUCCAGCUGCCGACAAAGAUAUCCCCAAGACCACAAACCAGAAAAUCGUACCUGCCACACUGAGGGGAAGACACAACAGCAGAACCAGUCAACUGACUGAACCCUCGGAGGACGAACUGUCCGGGCGAAUCAGGGCCUUUGUAAUAGUUAAAGAGGACAAUCUAAAGACGAUGCCUGGCAGGUCUGUCUCUUCCAGAGGGUCAGUGAGCUGGAAAACAAUAAGACAGGGAUCAACGCUGCAAACAAAUCAUGAAAGCCAGACUGUAUAUUCAGACAAAGAGAAAUCUACAACCUAGAAGACUUGAUUUUUGGUCUUUGCAGCGUAGGAGAGCUGGAUGCUUGAUAGAAACCCCUUUCAAUCCACUUAAGACUGACAGAAAAACUCUGCCUGUCUUUGUGUCCUAACAAAAUCCACCGAGCAUCCGUCACUACCAAAUCCCAUUACACCCAUCAGUUUAAUUUUCACACCCUCACACUGUACAGCCUGAUGUAAAUACUACGAAAACCUCAAACAUCACCGCCUUCACCUCUGUCUUAAUAGGCUUCACCGUCCGCAAUCACCUCAUCAAUCAUCUCACUCAAGCUAUUGAACCAAAAAAGAAACAAAACCAAAGGAAAGGCGUCAGUCAGCAGCCCCUGCUCCUUAGAAAACCCCAGGCUGAGUCCCGGCCUGGUUAGAGGCAAGCCAAAGGCUUUAAGAACGAUUUAAAAUAAAAAAUGGACACUUGAGACUUUUUCUAUUUAUUGACAAAUCGAAACCAAAGAAAACCUUUUUCUGCACCUAACUGUUCCAACAAACAGAAAAAAACUAACUGAAGAUGGAAGAGAAUUAUUACCAAAAAGAAAAAAAAAAUCCAAAAAAAGAGUGGUGACGAUGUCGAGGAUAGAGGAUGACGUCAUCGACGAGGAGAUGGAGGGAGAAAAGAAAGAAGGGUGACAUCUGGGGAGUGGCGAAGAAGUAGCUUUGUUCUGCCUGAUGUUGCAUCAGGCCAUCUUUAAGGGGAAGCAAGUUUGGGACUGAAAAGGGUAAAACCACAGGGGGAAGGAGGGAAGGAACCAACGGAGGAUGCCGUCGCCCAUUUUCUUCCCUCCGACCCCCCAAAAAAGGCAGAACAUUAAUGUGUCUCUCACGGUUGAAGAGUGUCUUUAACGUGUGCCUAUGCAGUUUUUCAAAGUAAAAAAUGGUUAAAAGAACAACAGAAACCUCAUCAGCUAACAAACCAAAGAUCCACCGUUAACUUCAGUAGCAGUCCUCCUCCCCCCUAAAGAGAGAAACCUCUACUGCUACGACUUUCACAAACCGGGACUCUACAUCUGUGAAAAACAAACUUGUUUAAGUUAGUGUGUUAGCCAAUCAAAGUUGACUUUUUCUCAAGAGUAGUGUUUCUUUUUUUUCUUGAUUCAUUCAAGGUUGUAAACUCGCCCGUGAUGCUCAUAACCUUUGUCAUCAGGAUAGUCAGUAUUUAUGUAGUGUGCUAACCGCUUCAUUCCGUUAACCUGUUUUCAGUUCAAGCACUAGCACACACCCAGUGUUUGUUGAAUUUUGGCUUUUCUCCAGCAUGGCAGCCGUCAUACUUUAAAAUGUGUCACAUAUACACAAUUUUUGUCACAUUUCAUAACAUCAGUGAAGACCAAAAAGUGUAAGAAGCCUCUAAGAUUGACGCUGUAGCUUUAUUUCUCUUCCAUUCGUCGUGUCUUUCCCGCCAUAAGUCAUGCCCUGCUCCACAGGACAAAGUCUACCUCCAACAAUCUCCUGCAGUAGUAGCGAAAGCUGCCAGGCAACAGUACAGGCACGACGUCUUUCUUCAUUCCCUUUCAUAUCCAAGCUAGAAGCAGCUUUGUGCAUCCACAUUGAGUAAUCUCAAAUGCUUCCAUCUUCCGCUCAGUUUUGGGAUUCAAACACGCCUCUUGUUUUUGUUAAGCUGGCUGUUGUCUGGCGGAUUUACUACUGCGGAGAUAGUGACAAAAAAAAUGCUAUGUGAAGCGUACAGUGCAUACCAAAGAUUUUUUGCUGUACAAACAGUAGCACACUGACACCUUUUGCUUUGGUCAUACCCCUUCAAUCAAUUUCACUUUUGCUUUAGGGCAGUUUCACCGUUGUCAGUAUUUCAUGUCCAAGGAUUUCGUAUCCAAGUGAAAAGAAGGCGGGCUUCUUCACUUUGCUUGUUGAGAUGUGUUCAUAAAAGCGUGUAUAGAGUGUAAGAAGACAACAGAAGUGUAAAUGAUUUGACUGUCUCGGUUACGGAUCUGUAAGCUAGAUGUUUGGCGAACUCCAAAAGCCACAAGAGCUUUGGUUGAAGAACAAAACUUUGAAAAUUUCAUUCCAUGAUUUUUCCUUAUUGCCCUGCUGGAGGAGAAGCCUCGCAGUGACAGUGAUGCUAGCUGUCCACGGCGAACACUGUUAGCGUUUUCUUUCGGGGGGAGGAACCAUGCUGCUGCUCCAUUUAUACAACAACAAUAAAUGAAACAAACCAAAAAUGCUACACCUGCUGAGAGAAACUGCUAAAUAUCGGUCAAAUAGCUUUAUCCUGAGUUCUCUCUCUCUUUUCUGUAUGUAAAGCUUCUAGUCCAAAGAAAUCUUCCGCCCACCUGACCCUCUCAUCCUUCUGACUGCGCCCAAUGGAGGGGCGCGGUUACGGUUCAGGGGGGCGGCGGCCAUUUUCCAUUCCCACUUGCAGUUCUGUCUGGAUGUAACACAGGCUAAACCUGCCAAACCAAAAAGAGAAAAAUAGGUACGAAACCAAAAAACUGUCCCAAAGAGGUUUUCAUUGCUUGUUUGUUUUUGAGUACUUAAAAAUUAUUUGCCAAUACUUGUAUGUCUACUAUUACUACUAUGUUCCUUUCUAGGUUUUUGCAAUAUGUGAUUUUUUUUUUUUAAUUUAAUGUGUUUUCUUUUAAUUUGUGGAUUAAUUUAAGCGAACAAAUUUUGUUGCCAAAUCUCCCUCUGAACCCUUUGACCCUUGACGAUGAUUAGCUUUGCCAAAGUUUACAUUGUUUGUUCCCUUUUCUUUAUGUUCAAUGCUGUAUUUAUUUAUGAGGUGUUUUAGAACACACUAGUUUUGUACUCAAUAAUAAUUUAAUGUUAUUUAAUUAGAUGUAAUUGUUUUUGAUGAAUAUUUAUGAGUAUUUAAGAAUGUUAGUUGCAUCAAAGAUGCAGUGCUUAUGCCAGGCCUGUUAAUUUAUUCUUAGUUAGCUUUACUUUAAAAAGCAAAUGAAAUGUUGUUUUAUGAAUGUUUAGAUUUAACGACAGAACAAAGUAGGAACGUCAGAUUAGACUACUAGUACUUCUGAGUGUCAACACUUGCUCUCACUCUUUAGCCAAUCUAGUUUUCGUCCUGGUACUGAUUUUUUCUUUCUCAAAAAUGAAAACAAUCUCUCUUUAUGACAAAAAUAGCUGACCAAAUGAUGAGCACUGCAUCUGAUUUUUUUGUUUCUUCCUUGUGGUUUUUAUGGCAAAUUUAUUGGUUGCUUUGUUUUUUGAUUUAUUUGCAUCCCACUGACCAUUGUUGAACAAGCAAUGAAUUUCAGACUGAUGUUUUAGUGACACUUGAUCAGGUGACGUAAGGGCCACACGUUGAUAUAAACUGACUCACCAAAGAUAACUGGAAUCCUUGAGAGGCCAAUAAACGGAGUGUGUUUCCAUCCACGCAGCUUGCACCCUGGUUAAGGUCUUAUUCGUACAUUCAGUUUGUGAAAGUAGAAACAGUUAGAGCUCCAGAAGAAAAAUGUAACUAGGUUAUACCUGAUUAACUAAGAACAGUUUAUUGCAAAUCUCUUAAAUUUGAUUGUUGCACGAAACAGCUGAUCUUCAAGACUCAAAUCUGCAUAUUUCCCAAACACCACAGCCUACGUACACGAGGUGCACAAUAAUACUGCUGGAUCAAACCAUCAGCCCAUGCCAAAAAUACACUUUAACAGCCUGUAAAUGAAACUAAUUGAUGUCAUUAAAAAGAUCAACAAUCUAUUUUCAGUUGAUCAGACAACACCAGCUCAAUAUCAGACACUACUGGUAUAAAUAGCUGCUAAUUUUUUAGAGUCAUCCUAACUUUAAAAGAUUCACAAGAAGAAUAACAGCAGGGUUUUUAUGUUAAUCUUUACAAAAACAACAGCAGAAAUGCAAAAUAAGGAAGGCAAUACAAGAUUAGACUGACAAGCCACUUCAUAAACCUCUAAAAAAAAUCCUGAACUAAAUCAAGCACAGCACUAUUUCUACUGUUGUGCAUCAGAGCAAACACACACAUUUCUGAGUGUUUCAAUGUGGUCUUAUAAGAGUUAAUCCAGAUUGAUAAAAGCAGGAGUCGAUGUGAACACACACCACCUGUACGGUAUAAUUCCAGCUGUGUGCGCACGGCUGCGUGAAUGCAAACACACCACCUUGUUUCACUUGUUAGGAAGGAAAACUGAGGAGUCCCUUAAAGCUAGCUGCUUCCAAGACUGACUUUGUGUGUACGUAAAAAGAAAAAAAAACUUUCUAUUUCAAUAGUGAGAACCAGAGAGGCUACCUCACUGACUUUCCAUUUGUCCUCUUAAUCGUGUUGAUGAAACCAAAGAAACCAAAGAUUUUUGUCCUCUUCAGUACGGUCUGCGCUCAGCUCCAUGCUUUUACUCUCAUUCUUCUCUUCAUAAGGAUAAUGAAACAUUAAGGCCUCUUUACCUUUCUCCAUCUCUUUCUCUCUUUUUUUUCUCCUCCCUGUCUUGGCCUUGCAUUGUCUGUUUUCCUCAAAGACAUAAAGUGUGAAGGGAAAAGGGGCAGAUACAAUGCAGGGUCAGGUUGGAUGCUGGAUAUCAGGGAACACAAAACGAAAAUGAAAUUUGCCACUUUUCGGGCUUAAAGUGGAGUUUUCAUUUCAAAUAGCCCAGUAUGACUUCUCAGCAAAGUGACUAGUUUCAGAAAGAAAGAAAACCAGGUCAUCCGUUCCCUUUUCUAACUUUCAACAACAGCCUGGCCAGUGCCACUUAUUUUAACACUGUAAAACAAACAAUACAAGAAUCCCAUUUGGCAACUAUACUGAAGGGAAGUUGGGCACAGUAAUCUAACAUAAUAUCACUUAAAGCAAAGUAACAAAACAAAGAUUAUGUCAUGGAACAUAGCAUUGCUCAACUCAACACAACCUGAACUGGCUUAACUCAAGGUGAUGUAACAUAACAAAACAGAACAGAAUAUAAAGAACAAAAACAUCACGACAUUUGCCACAAAAUCAAGUAAUGUGUAGUAAAAGUAACGUAACAUGAUUGCACCCAAAGUAACAACAUUAAAUAACCUAGUGUAAUAUAACAGGACAUGCUGCAUAGUAACAUGACAAAGAAAUAUGUCAUGUAAUGUUACUUAUCUCGUAACAAGAUGUGACAACGUAAAGUAACAUGAUACGUAACACAGAGUAACUAUAACAUUACACAACGACACAUCAUCAAAUGUAACUUAACAUAACUCAAUGUGACUUGACACACCACUUCACAAUAUGUCACAUCACAUCAUAUGACACAAAGUAACAAUAACCUUGCUUCACAGAAUGUAACUUCGCUUAAUACAACUUGUCAUAAUGUAACGUAAUAUUAAGCAACGUAACAUAUUCCGCGUAAUAAUGCAAUGACAUUUUAUAAACAGAUUUAGACUUUAAAAAUUGCCCGUUAUUCCUAAUGUCACCAAGUCAUUUUGGUCCUUGUGGUCCAAAACUCUAAAAGACUUAAAAGACUCAUUAUGCCUCAAACAAACCAGGUGGCAUAACAAAUAAAAUAAAAGUGUGUGUUACUUAUCCGCAUAAAAUAGCAAGAAGGACAUCACAAUCCUUAACUCUGAUGCUUUUUCCAAAGGAGGUUUUCUCAGGCCUUUUCUUUGAGGCAAAAGCCUUUUUGCAUAUGGACAAAAAAUGUUGUUUUGCACUGAAACUUAACAUCUGCAGAUUUACCAGACUUAAGUGAUAACAGGUUUUGUGCUCCUAUAGCUGAAGAAAAAACAGUAUUUUGUCUUGGAGUAGAAAGUGGUCUGUAUAGUUAUCCUCAUUCCCCUUCUUCCACUACAGGCCCUCUUUCGUCUGUUUCAAUGUCAGAUAACAUUUGUCCCUGUUUCUUCUCUAACCUGGUAAUUAGAUGGCUGACUGUCACCAGUUUUGUGCUGCAUAGCAACAGCAGGGGAGCAACACUGCUGUGAACCUCUCUGACCUCUUUCUGUUUGAGUCGUGAAUCUUGAAUCCUGUUAGAAACUGCUGCUUAAAGAAAACCUUAAAGACGAGGAAACUAUGACAACCAGACUUUAAACUCACAAGGCUCAUGGUGGUCAUCCUACAGUAAAAAGCCUGCCUGUGUAGUAUCUGAGAUGUCAGAUGAUGUAGUAGAGUCGAUACUGUGUUUUGGCUGCAAUGGAUGGGUCAAGCAGUACAGGAUUUUCAUAAGCAACCUUGGGAUUAAUCCCCUGGUGAAAAAAGUCAAGAUUGGGUUAUUUCACUCCACAGCAUAUUUUGUAAUGCAAACCUCAUCGUUUCCUGCCUGAACUAGAAAGGAAAGACAAUACUCCAACACAGAUACUAAAAGGCAGAUUGAAAUAAUAUUAUGACUUAUCAAAUGAUUCAUUAAGGACUCGAAACAGAUGCUUUAGGAAACCUUAAAACAUGCCUAAGGCACAGUUAACCAAGGUUGAAACAGAUGGACCUUUAAACAGAGUCUACUGGGUUUCUUGAGAUGAAACACAAAACAAAAUACAACAUGUGGAUCUUUAUCAAUAUACUUACCAAAAAAAUCAGGCAUCCUGGAGGGCACAACAAUCUUCAGCUGUUGUUUCAGUGCAAAACAUCAACGUCCCCUUAAGACACAAUAAAUGAACCCAUAGUAAUCAAAUCCUCGGUCUAUUAGUCUGGGGUUUUCUUUUUUUGCAGUUUUUAGGCCACCUUCCCCAAACCGAACCUUGAGGGACAUAAGAAAAUUGAAUUGCAGCUUCGACCAUAUGCUGAUGAUACUCGACUGUUUGGAAAAACAUUUAAUAAAAGUAGACUAAAGAAAUCAUUCCAGAAAAUAACCAGUCAGUAACAUCUCUUCACCAGCAUGGAGAAUAAAAGGAGUCAUUCCAGUUAAUUACAAGCCCAUUUUUUUAUUUGUUAAACUUUAAACUGUUUCUACACCACAAUUUGAUUCACUUUAUUAAUAUUUUUUCCCAUGAAAAUCAUGAUAUUUGAAUGGGAUUUGACUUCCAGCUGUGCCAUUUGGCGUCCCUCAACAAGCAUUUGGCUUAAAAAUCAACCAGGGAAGCCAAAUGGCAAUAAAUUUUUAACUUGUUCUACUUGUAGGUGGUUUUUAGUCUCUUAGUGUUGCACUUUGCAUUUCCAAACUGGGCCACUUCAAUAACAAAGACGUAGAGAGCGCUUUAGUUGCAAAGUAUGAGAUAACCUUGGAUGAGUGCCUUGCUUGAACCAAAGCGAAGUCUUGACCUCUCUGUUGUGCUGUCAGCUUUCUGUUCCUGUAAAAUACAUACCUCAGCACUGCUCACGAAAAGCGCUCGAGUUUCUUGUCUGUUCUCUGGUUCUUUGCAGUGCAAUCAAUGCGGAGACAUCCAGAGUUAAUACCAAAGUCUUACCUGUUCUGUUUAACUUUACUUUUUUGUUUCACUCUCUUCCCUUCUCCAAUCUUUCUGAGCUUGCUUUCCACUUGAAAGGUUUUAUUUUCCAGCUUCUCGUGGCCCAGAUUUCAUUUUCUCAUAACUGUGCAAAGGAGAUCAAGUCAAAUCAGAUUUUCCUUGUGUUUCUGCACAGUUACGAGGGAGUGAAAUGGCAGCUGCAAUGUUUGAAAGGUGUAAAAUACCAGCAAUUUAGCCAUCUAUCAACUGGAAUUCAUUUUCUGUUCGUUUAAUGCUGGUUGGUGCAGCAGGUAAGCCCCAAGAGUGACUUUACUCUAUCGUAUGGCUGUUUGAAUGGAAGGCCAAAAAUACUCAACCCUUCAGUGGAAAUGCAGCUCACUCUCUUUCUCAGUUCUCCUCUUUCUCUUCCCUCCAAAGGUUGCAAAGCUUUAAAUGAAGAAAACAUGGAGACAAAGCUGUGUGAGAGUUGUGCGCAGACUGUGCUCUCUUUACCAAACUGUUGCAGAUAUACCUCAUAGACACUAGUGUUAGGAUAAUGUUAUAAUAGCGUAUGUCAUAAAUUAUUCACUUGCUCUUCUUCCUUUUUAUUUUGGUGACUGUAACUUUAAAAUGAAACAAAUGUGGGGAAAAGCUUUACACAUUUUUAAGUUGUGAUUUUUGUAAUAGUUAAAAGGUGCGCUGAAACCAAAAAUGAAAAAUGCUUGUCUUCUUCUAUGCUCUCUUUCUUGUUGAUGUAUUUCUCUCAGUCCAAUUUGCCGAGGACUGAAGGAUUUAUGGUUUUAAAGCUUUAUUUUUUCUGCUUCUUUUAUAGGGGUUGUUUCCCCCCAAAUGUGGAUAUUAUUGAGAUUGGGAAAAAUUGUUGGAGCAAUGCCAGAAUUUUACUUGUUUCAACCCUAAAAUACUGUCUUUUAUAAAUCAUCGCUUUCAUUUUGAAUCCAGCCACAGUUCAGUUUAAUUUUAUGCAUCAUUUAAAAACUUUUUUGGUGUCCUGUGUUUUAAUGCUAGCAUCGCAGUUACAUCAUCCAUACAGCCGUGCUAUAGCCCAGAUUUAAUGCAUGAAUAUUUACGAUUAGCUAGCUGUGUAAUGCAUUGUGAUUCUUAUUAUCAACCUUAUUCUGACCAUCCUUUUUUUUAUUUAUUUAAGUCUCUUUUUGCUUUGCAGACCAAACUUUGCAUUACAUCUCACAUCAGUCUGACCAUUGACCUGUUGAUACGAACCAAAAGAACUUUUUCCACUGAAAUCAGUAAAAGAAUAAUGAGAUUUGUUUUUAGACUUACUGAAAAGAUUACCCAAAAUUAUUUGACUUUUUUUUAUUUUUGUGACAAGAAAAAUUUUUGACUAUGAAUGACAGGUCUGUUGUUACAAAAUUCAAUUCAGUGUUUAUUGGUCAGGGAUAUCCUAUUCUUCGGAUUACAUCUUCUUAAAGGAGGAGAUAGGGAGAGUGUCAGAACAAAAUGAGCCAAAGAGCAAAAUGAAACAGGGAGUUUUGAUUUAAGUCUCCUCAGCAUCUAACGAAAUGACCACCUUAGUCAGAAAAUACUGGUGUGCUAAAAGGAACAUCAGGGUUACUUGAGAGGAAGAUCAAAGAUUGUUAAAACUUGUCUAAAAGAUCAAUAAGAUUGGUGAAAAGUCGAAUUAGUUUCAUAACGUUCUGUGUAUGUUUAAAAGUUCUUGCAGUGUUACAAAAAGUCAAACCAAAGUAAAGUUUGAGCACUUCCAAAAACUUUCGUCUUCCAGAGCUGAUCAGCUUUGAGCUUUUCUCAGGCUGCCGUCUAUCUUUAAAGGUAAAAUUGCACAGAAGAGUUGCAUGGAUUGCUGUUUAAUGAAUAGUAAUGAAAUGAAGAUCAUAAGUGCGAGAGUAUCCUAUUGUUGAUGCUAUAAACCAUCCAAUAAUAAUUAAACAUUAAACAAAUUUGGACAUUCAAACUUAGCUCAAUUAACUUCUUACAAUUAACUUUGACAGCUUUAUGUUGACUUAUUGGUAUACAUUUAAUAAACCACCCAUUUGCCACAGAGCUCUCAUUUUAAAUAUGUCUUCAAAUUUGGUGUUAAAAGUGCAUCUUUUAGGUUGUAAACAAAACUCUAGCCAACAUUUUCUUUAAUAACAUAUUCUGCACUAAAGGGUCCACUAAAGGAUUUAUCUUAACUUGUUCAAAUGUGUAAUGUAAUGGUGUUACGGUCAGAACAGCAGCAGUAACAGGGACAAAAGGUCAAAGGUCAGAAUCACUUUUAUUCCAUCUUUAAGUUGCUGUGGGACUUUAACAGCUUCCUAACAGGUGAAACAUGGGACCUGUGUGGGAUUACAUUUUAAAGCGAUUUCCUCCCCAAUCAUAAAGUUUGACCAAAUAAUCCAAUCACAAACCCAGAUCAUUUCUUCAUUUCUGUGUCUUAUUUUCUUUCUUUUUUUACCAUUUUUCUUUCAUGCUCGUCAUACAGUAACCAAAAAUCAAAUGAUGCAUUUUUUUAUUUUCUACAUUUGGUUGUACCAGAAAAAGAGAAGUGACUGAAAACUUGUGGUGUGGAAUAAAAACGAUGAUCAAACAUGAAGGAGAUAUUUGAAGAAUUAAUGUUGUUCCACUCAAUGUAUAAAAGAAGAAAAAAAUCAAUAAAGAAAUCACAAUGGUCUUAUCCAUGUACAA
Molecule: messenger RNA, 49003 nt
Organism: Xyrichtys novacula (pearly razorfish)
Lineage: Eukaryota; Metazoa; Chordata; Actinopteri; Labriformes; Labridae
Source: the annotation of a GenBank genome assembly